Molecule: messenger RNA, 56880 nt
Organism: Podarcis lilfordi (Lilford's wall lizard)
Lineage: Eukaryota; Metazoa; Chordata; Lepidosauria; Squamata; Lacertidae
Source: the annotation of a GenBank genome assembly
AUGGCUGCCGGAAGGUUAUUGCUCUAUGCCGGUCUCUCUUUAGCGUUGUGUGCUCUAGGCAUGCUGGCUGUGGCUAUCUGCUCUGACCAUUGGUAUGAAACUGAUGCCAGGAAGCACAGGGAACGGUGCAAAAGCAUCACCACCCGGAGGAAUGACCCCGGCUUCAUUUAUAACUCUAACAACAACCUGCCCCUCAGAGCCAGCAGGUCUAGAUUGGACCGUUGGGAAGGGAAACUUCUCUUGGCAAGAAACAGGAGGCAGCUCUUUGCCAUGAGUGCCGUUGAUGAGUGCAACAGACAGUACAACUCUACUAACAUGGGGCUGUGGAGGAAAUGCCAUCGGCUGGGAUUUGACCUCGACUUGGAGGAGCUCAUUGCUAAAGGUAGGGUUUCUUUUUCAGAAGCAGUUGUCCAAUAUAAGUUUAUUGAAUAAGCUGAAACCAGGUGCAAAGAUACUGUGCAAUGCCUACAAGUGCACCACCAGAUUAUCCCAUUAGCCCAACAAUCACAGUUGAGAGAGUUUUCUUUUCUGUGGGAAGGAUAGCUGUUGGCUAUGCUCUGAGUGACUUGACUUGGAACAUAUAUGAAGGUCGAGACAUUCUGCUGGGCUUAUAGACUUUAUAGGAAGGGGUCUGCAUGGUCCUCAAAUCUUCUGCUCUGUAUAAUUUUUUUUAAUAAGGCCACAAAUCACUGUGGCAUUUAGCACUCUUUACUUAAUGCAUAAACAGUGCAGAAAAUAACCAGAUGAGCAUUUUGAAUUUGACCCCGAUUAACUGAAUCCUGCUAAUUUUUGGUUGUCGCUAAUCUUACGCUAGAAAGCUAACUUACUUCUGAAUAAACUAAUAGACUUCUUUAAACAUCAGAUAGGGAGCAAACAAGGAGAAGUGCAAGCAAGAGGUGGGGAUAGAAUGUGUGCAUAUUCAAGCUCAGUGGUUACAGGUUAUUUAAAAAGAGAUCAUUGAAUUUCAUUUGGCAAAAGUACCGUGUUAAAGCUCUAAAAUGAAAUAAUGUUAUGCCUCCUCCCCAAGGAGAGUCAUAUGUUGACAAAAAGCGCAGAUAUAUCAUUUCCUCCUUUUUCAUGCAGCAUUUGGCCAACAAGGUUAGUCAAUCUACUUGGAUUAUUUCUUCUGCUCAUAGCACAGUACGCAAAAAGGUAUAUAAUGAAGCAGCUUCAGUUAAAUAUUUAUCUAGAAAAAGGGUAUGUGAAGGAACAAGUGGAUUGUUUUUGCUUGGUUUCUGCCCAUGUUUUUAUAUCUUUUUGCUGCAAAACAGAAUAUCCUCCAGCAGUUCUUGGAUUAAUUUAAAAGAUCACCUGCAAGGUUUUCGUUGCAUAUAGGGAUUAGGCUGGUUUUUCCUUUAUUUUAUAGAGCUUCUGUUUAGCUAGCUUUAUCCUUCUCAAGCUCUGUUAAAAAUAUGUUUGUCUUCAGCAUAGAUUCCAAGUGCAUUUGCAUAAAUAUAUAACUUUGGUUCAUUUGCUAUACAUAAAGGAUUGCAAAGGUCAACACCCUGACAUCAAACACUCUUUAUGAAUGAGCAAUUGGAAGCCUGUUGGCUAUUUGUUAUGAGUUCAAGUUCAAACGCAACUUUGGGGUUUAAUGGCUAGAAGGCGUUAUGAGCUAGCGGCUGUUUCGUGACUUCAUGAAAUGCAUUCUUGGACCUGUUGCAAUUUGUAAUGGGCAACUGUCCAUGCUCAGAAGCUGUCAUCACAACAAGCAUUCUGAUUGGCAGGCUUAGCAGGGAAACCAAGGAUUCUUCUAGGUCAGGCUUUGGGUUUCUUGGCGUAGGACCAAAAGGAAUGAUGGGACUAUGUCUUGGACAGACCUCUUCUUUUGAUAAGUAACUUAGGUCUCUGCUGCUCAUAGGUGCAAAUAACCCCCAGCUUUUAGCUUGGCAAUAUACUGCCAAUAUUGCAAUGCCUUUGUACAAAUAUUUGGUGCAGCCACACUUGAAAUAUUGUGUAUGGUUUUGGUCACUGCAUCUCAAAUGUAGAGCUGGAAAAUGAAGACAGGAGCAACCAAAAUGAUCAGGGGCUGAACUGGAGCACUUCUGUAACUCCUUUACGAGGGUAGGUCACAGUAUUUGGGGCUUUUUAGUUUGGGUGGGUGGGUGGGUGGGGGGGACAGGUGAGUAAAGUGGGACAUGGCUCUGGUAAACAAAAGUGUGUGUGUUGUAGAGAAAGAGAACAGGGAUAUGUUUCCCCCUCUAGAAUCCAGCGACUCCCAAUGAAAGUGAACGUUGGAAGAUUCAGGAAAGGCAAGAAGAAAUAUUUAUUUACACAGCACAUAGUACAACUAUAGAAUUUGCUAGUCCAUGGUGUAGUAAUGGCUGCCAUCGUAGACUGUUUUGAAAGGGGAUUAGACAAAUGCUGUCAAUGGCUCCCAGGCACUGAUGGCUUUAUAUUGCCACCAUUAUGGGAAGCAACAUGCCUCUGAGUACCAGUCACUGAGGAAUAACAGUGCAGAUGGGGCAUUUUCCUCAUGUCCUGCUUCUGGAUUUUGCAGAGUUGUUUGGUUGGCCAUUGUGAAAUAGGAUACUGGGCUAGACAGGCCUUUGGUCUAAUUCAUCUGGGUUACUAUUAAGCAGGGCAGAUAUUGACACAGGUGUAAAUCUGGAAAAUCUACAUUACAAGUUGCCUCAGGCAUGAGCUAACUUAGUAGCUUUGGGCAAACAACCAUGCAUGGUCUCAACUGUCCAUUAGCAAAAUGGAAAUAGUAAGAAUAUGAGUUUUUUUUGAGACUGAGACUGAUGGGAAUGUGAUAGUAUGUUAGAUUUUUUUGAAAUCUAAAAAAGAGUCUGAUACAUCGAAUAGGAAAUGUAUGGUAUUUGUCUACUCUUCCCUGCCACAACUCCAUUUUAUUUAUUUGAAACGUUUUAUAAGACCUAUAAUAUAGGUAAUCUCUUAGAGCAAAGCCUUCACAAGCCAUUGCAUAAAAUGAAAUGAGAUGCGUUAAGAGAGAUUUUCGAGCAUCAAACACCAUAAGAAUUUAGCACUACUGUAAAGAAGCAAGAAACAGUGGCUUUCUAGAUGUUAUCAAAUUGCCACCAACCCCAGCUAGCAUAACUCAUGGUCAGGGUCAAUGGGAGCUGGUUUAGGACGAGAAUCUCUAAAUGAUUUUUUUUGGCCCCAUUUAGCAAGGGAGGUCUGUCUUGUAGUUUCUGAGAUCUAAGUUUUGUUUUACUAAAACUCUGAGAUCCACCAAGAGAAGACGGGGUGCAGAAGACAUAGACUUAGAAUGAAAUAACAUGAUGUCUCAGAGUAGCCACUGAGCACAGGGAUUUGUUUUGAAGAUGAGAACCAAGCUUCCAUACUAAAAUCCAUUACUGGUUACUUCAAGAUUUCUUCAUCCCAGCAGUCUAAUAUGUGUGUUAACCAAUAAGAUGCAACUUCACCAAGCAGAAGAUGUGGGCUACUUUGAGACAGUCCAGCCUAUGUGUGGGUUAUUUGGUUGUUUUUUAUUGUUAAGCAAACUGGGAAAUCAUGAUGAAGAUUGGGCGGCUAUGUGGGGAAAAAAUCCUUAUAAAAUAACCUCAUCUAGUUUAAAAUAAAAUUCUUUAAAACUAAUGCAAAAAUGGCAUUAACGCCUACGAAAUAGCUAAAAUGGAUAAGUCAUACUCACCUGUUUGCUGGAGGGCACGUACAGCUCACAGUUCCUUCACGCAUAUGUGGUGGGACUGUGCCAAAGUUGCCUAGUUCUGGGAAGAGAUUUUUAUAGAAAUAUCAAAAAUACUGGGAAAACUGGGGAUGGGGGGGAACGGCACUUGAAAUAGUAUUGUUGGGUAUAUUCAGUGGAGAUAACCAAGGAUUAUUAUAUAAACAUUUAAUUGGUUAGUUAUUAAUGGCCUCAAGAAUAUUGAUAGCUAGAAAUUGGAAAGAAGCAGAAAGUUUAUAUGAACUAAAAUGGGAUAAUAUAAUUUUUUUGGGGGGCGGGAUAGAAAUCCUUAAAAAGCGGACACAAAAACUUCAAGUGGCUGGAGGGCAAAAAACAAAUAAACCCUGAGAGACUUUUAUGCUGGAAUGGUGGCCAUUCAUCCAGUGCAGUAACAAGGACUCUAGAGGACAGACUGUACCUGCCAUGUUCUGCAAUAUAUAGCUGUGUUAACAUUUUCUUUCAUAUUGAUAACAGCAACUUUCAUUCUCUUGCCACUUCAGUGCUUGCAUGACCUUUGCUAUUAUUGUUUACAUCUGAGCUAUGCCUUAGGGUUGGGCAAAUGUGGGGAAGGGGAGAUGUUCAGUUUGCAAUUUUUUAAUCAAAAUAAAUCCUUGAUGAUCUACUGCAUACCACCCAGACAACUGCCAGCAGAUCUUGAGCUACCUUUUGCCACCUCCCCCUCUCAUCACAGCCAGCCCAAGAUAUUUUGCUGCCUUGGUGGAGGACUAGAAUCUUGCUUCCAAUUACACAUCCAGAAGUUGGCUGAAGCAGCAGCUGAAUCUUACUUCAACACUGGUGAUGCAGUAGCAUCCUCCACUGAGGCAGCGGGUCAGAUUAGGGAGCCCAGUAAAGGCCAUGUGGCAACAGAGGGGGAAUGGUUGGGAACUUGGGAGGAAUAGGCAGGGGCUCCUAUUGCUGCCCCUAAGCAUCUGCCACCUGAGACAGUUGCCUCACUCUGCCUAAUGGUAGGACAGGCCAUUAAGAUCAACUGGGCAAGCUCUAAGGCUUACAAUAUCUCCUCCUUCUUGCGUAGGAAUGGAGGAGUAAUUCAUCCCCCCCAGUAAUUCAUUUUUGUUUUAGAAUAAAAGAAGCAGUUUAACAACAACAACAACAACAACAACAACAACAACAACAACAACAACACUAUCUUGCAUUUUUGUUUUGUUUUAAUGAUACUGUUUUUAGGUUGUACAUCACUUAGAGAUUCUUAAAAUACGAAGCGGUUUAUAAAUGCUUUAAAAUAAAAUAAUGAAAUAAAACAACAUUAAAACCCCUGCUAAAUUUACGUUACAUGGCAAAUCUACCUGUUUCAGCAGCUGCUGAAAACAGCACGGCAAAGGUCCCCUGCUUAAUAUCAGUGGGGACAGAGUUUCAGAAUGUAGGCGCUGCCACACUUGAAGGAUCAGUUCCUUGGAAAUGCAGAAUACACACACCCCUACACUUUUAAGGAUUCAUAGCCUGCUUUUAAACACUAGUUUCACAGAGGGCUAACAAUCAAAGCAAUAAAGCAUUAUACUAAACAGUAAUACAACAGCAACAAGCAGGAUAACAUGAAGCUAUAUAUUGCUAUAAAAGAAGAUACAGACGGGGGGAGCAUGUAUCACAAGGGCCAAACCACACAUCAUGAUACCUCCCUGGUGUGGGGUGUGUUUGAAUGCCGUUUUGGCUACAUAAGUAACGGCACUCACAUCUUGAACAUUGGAGAUGGAGGGAAUGGUCCUAGUGAUAUUAUGGAGCCCUAGAACAUUCCCCCACCACUUCUUUAAAAUACUCCUGAACUCCUAGCUGAAUUUCCAGAUACACAGUGUUCCAAGGAGCUGAUCUUUUGACCUACUGCUUUCACAAUAAAUUACUUUAGGAGAUCUGUUAGAUCUGUUUCUAGAGAGAAAGGAAAUUAAGUCCACAGUGAAGGAGGAAAUGGUACAAAGCAAGAAUCCCAGUUCUUGACGCCGACUUCAACUGGAGAUUGCACAAUACACUUCAGAGAAUUUAUUUGGUCUUGCUGAUUUCAAAGCUGUCUCUUAAUGCUUGUAUCUGGAUUACUCUGAGCUAUUGCUUUGAUACACACCUACUUCUUAUGAGGGACAAAACCGAGUACCCCAAUGGGUCCACAUUGGAACUAGACAAGGAGAAGAUGGAAUGAGUACCACAGGGAAUCCCAAGGACAUGUGCAGUGCAACCUUGUGGAUGCUUACUCAGAUGUAAGCUCCAAUGAAUUCAGUAGGAUUUACCCUCAAAUAAAUGUGAGAGUGUUUUUGAUAUUUUUAAAAGCUGAAUGGUGAACUCACAUCUGCAGCAACACAUAUAGGCUUCUUAUAAAAGUAUGCAUGAGAGAAGGGGGCAAGACAAGGCCUGAGCAGGCUUCAACCUGCAGAUAUCGCUGUGCAUAAGACAAGCUGUGAAACCAGCUUCCACCUGUGGUUGAAGAAACUUGCUCUGACCCCUCUUUGAGAAUCCCACAUCUGUUCAUCUUGAGUUAUUCUCUGCCUUUCCUCUUUUGGCAGUUUUUGGGGCUCUGAGCUUGAUUUUUGUUUCUUUCUUUAGCUUUUCAGUUGAAUGACUUUGUAUUGCUGCAGUUCAUCCUUUUAUUAUAUUGGUUCAUAUGCAUUUGACUGCAUAUUGUCUUGGAAGAUCUGGUUGAUAUCCAGCUAACUCAUACUGUCACAGGAAGAUCUUCAUUUGUGCAAUGGAACUCCCCUCCAUCCAGUCUCUGCACACACCCUGUGCCCUCUCCAAAUUACUCUUGAGAAAUGGGAACACUCCCAGAACAGAUUUGGGGAGGGAGGGAGUUUCCAUUGCACAAGUUGGAAUCCCCACACAGAUGAAAUGGGUUAGUUGGCUACUGCCUGUCAUCUGUUUGUAUGCUUCUUGAAACAUUCCUCUUUCUAGUUUGUGGUGAAGUGGCACCCACACCAGCAACUCCUGAGAAGGGCAACUGGCCCUGGUCUUCAUGGGCAUAGGGUAGUGGGUGUCUUGAAUCCCUGGCUUACCUGGUGGCAAGUCAGUUUGUCACCCAAAGUUCAAAGUCUAGGGGGGUCAAUCCAUGCAAGCAAAGUCCAAAGUCUGAAGGUCAGGAAACACAAUCCAGGGUCCAUCCAAGUAAGUCAAGUAUGAAGUCCAGCAGACAGGAUACAGUCCAGAGUUAAACCCAAAGCACAGUCCCAUAGAGGUCCAGGAGCAUCCAAGUCAAGGUCCAUCAACAUGGAUAGUUGAGCAGACACUUUUGCACCUCAGCUCUGCUUCCCUUUUGUACUUUGCAUGCUGAUUGCAGCAUCUGGGCUUGACUACACAUGUGACCCUUACCUGUUCCAAGCCUACUCCAGCUGAUGAAUCACACACUUCCUCCUAGAGCUAGCAAGCCUCACCUGGCCAGCUAGGGAGUUGGGCUGUGGGCCCUUGUCUGCCUGUGCCUCCUGGAGCAUCCCACCCUCUGCUCCCUAUGCCUCAGAGAUAGGGGCCCUCUGGAGAUAGGGACCCCCUGGCUCUGGUGAAGGGUCCUGCUGCUCUGGUUCCUAUGCACUGACCUCCAUUCUCUUGUCAUCCUCCGUCACCCUGUGAAUACUCCCUUCCCUGCUUGCCCCGGUGUGUCCUAGUCCUGGCUACACCCCUCACCAGGAUUGCCUUCCUCCUCUUCCUCCUCCUCCCUAUUGUAUUGUCAGUUCAUGACAGUGGAUGGAAUUUGCCUCCAUAACUUUUGCAUUGUUCUCAGCCACAUGAUUCCCUCCCUGUUGCUCAUCUGCUCCCAUAUGUAAGGAUAUAACAUAAGAGCCCUGCUGAAUCAGACCAAAAUCCCAUCUAGUCGAGUAUCCGGUUCUCAACCAUGGCCAACCAGCCAUCUCUCUUGGAUUCUUCCCUAUAAUACCUCAACCUUAUAUAGUCACAAUCUACAGUAUUUAUUUUCAGUUCACCUUUGAGGCGAUUUCUUAAAUUUAUCUAAAGGCUUCAGUGACCAUUUGUUUACCUCCUUAAAUAUGAACCCUCUGCUAAGACAAGGACCCGCUAGUGGGAAUUCUUUGUUUCUUCCUAUACAAGUUGUUACACGACUCUCAUUGCCAUGGUAUUUUCCUAUCAUGCGUUAAGUGAUGGGUCUAACAUCUGUCACAUAUUGUUGCUUGACUCUUUCCUUUUUUCCCCAAGGUAAGACUGAGUGCAAUGCAAUGUUCUGUUGGUCUGGGGAAAGAUUCAUGUGUUUUUCACUUUUUCUGAGUAUGAAAUCCUUCCAGCAUCCCAAGGCAAGGCCAGCAAACUGUGCCUUGUACUUUUUUUUGGGGGGGGGGGGGGAGGAAAAGCAUGGUAUUAAUACAGAAGAGAUGCAACCAUGGCUUACUUGCACAAUGUGUACACAGAGGAAACUUCCUUUUGCCAAGUCAGAGGCCAUUGCCUGCUUGUUCAGGAUUGUGCGGCCACAGCUCUCCAGGGUUUCAGAAAAGGGUGCUUUUGUGCCAUACCUGGAGAUGCCACAAAUUGAACCUGGUUCAUCCCUUCUUCAUGGAAGACACAUGCUACAGCCUUUCCUGCAGUAUGAUUGUUCUCACUAUGUCGGGCAUGGGUAGCUAAUGUGAUACUACUGAGAUGCUACUGGAUUACAACCUCUGACAAUGACAGACCCUCCAAGUGUCCCUAUUUCCCAGGGACAGUCCCAGAUUUACAGAAACCUUCCCAGUUUCUGAUUUGAUCCUGGAAUGUCCCGCUUUUGCUUAGGACGUCCCUAUUUUCAUCAGAGAAAUGUUGGAGGGUAUGCAACGAGGAGGCAUUGCAGCUAUCAGCUCAGGAGAGAUCAGGUGAUACUGGGAGGUACUAGGUUUUCACCUGGUUCCCUAAGGUUUCGGACUAUGGUCUAGCUCCAGAGUCUGAACAACUGUUGUUUAGGUACAGACGGAGCUGCUCUCAGACUGACUGUUGCUCCCACUUAGCUACUGAAGUUUCUGUCUGAUGCUUGCUUGAUUCCAGACUGCCUGCCCUGGCAGCUAUGAAGUAGAUGGUAAAUAACUUCAGUUGGUCAGUCCAGACAGGCAUAAUUCUAGAGCAGGGGUGUGCAACUUGCGGCCCUCCAAAUGUUGUAGAACUCCAACUCCCAUCAGCCCCAGCAAACAUGGCAAAGCAGUCAAGAAUGAUGGGAGUUGUAGUCCAACAAUAUCUGGAGGGUCAUAGAUUCCCCAUCCCUGGUCUAGAGAUAAUGGUGCCCUUUUGGCAAAGGAUUGACAGAAAUAUUGAGAAUUCUGAUCUUCUGGGUUGCAAAUUACCCACUUCCCCAGGUCUUUCCCCUGUGCUUCCAGCGGCAGAGGAUAUGCCCACGCUGCCCAGGGUGGGUGUACUCCUGGGGGGGGGCUCCCGAGGGCGGCAGAGCACGGAGGGUGCCCUCCCAGGUGCAGCAUAGCCACUUGGGUGCAUAGAGCGGCACGUGUGCCCUGCAACUGGGGGCGGAGUGAGCCGCCGAUGGCGGACAUUUGGCGCGCCGCCUGCCCGCAAUUCCCAAGCCUCCCCCAGCUGUCAAAACGAAGGGGGAAGGGGGGAAGAAGAGAAGAAGAGUUUGGAUUUGAUUUCCCGCUUUAUCACUACCCGAAGGAGUCUCAAAGUGGCUAACAUUCUCCUUUCCCUUCCUCCCCCACAAUAAACACUCUGUGAGGUGAGUGGGGCUGAGAGACUUCAGAGAAGUGUGACUAGCCCAAGGCCACCCAGCAGCUGCAUGUGGAGGAGCGGAUACGCAAACCCGGUUCCCCAGAUUAUGAAUCUACGCUCCUAACCACUACACCACACUGGCUCUCCGUCACAAAGCAAACCGGCACAGCUCCUCCCUUCCCCCAAUGGCUUGGGGUAGGUGUGGGAGUCGUGGAAGGGUGGUGGGCCAAAUGUCACCUCCCUCAAUGAAGACACCUGGGCGGUCCACCCCCACUGCAGCCCCUUCCUCUGCCCCUGUGUGCUUCUUUCCCAUUUUGUUCUCCAUCCUGUCACUUGCCUGCCUGCCUGCCUGCCCCCUCCCCAGGAAGAAUGUGACCCCCACCCGGUAAGAUCAACCUUCUGCUUUUCUCACAGUAGCUGCACCGGGACUGACCCUUCCCUUGCAAUGUUUAAAACGUUAUGUGACAUCUUCGCAGGGAUGAGGCAAUUGCAAAAGUCAAUGCUUGUUGAGGGGAAAAAAAUGGCUGUCAGACGACGUCAAUGCUGUCAUGUCGGGCAAUGAAUGCUGACUGUUGGUGUUGCCAGGUGGAGGGAUUCAAGCAGAACUGGGUUGUCACAAAGUGGAUCCUCAUAACUCUUUACUGAGUAAUGGCUCCUCCAGAUAUGGAAGUCCCCAGAUAUGUGGCGGAUCAGGAGUCAUGUUAGGGGGUGAUGAUCUAGGGGAACUUUUGCAGUGGGUCCAUAGCUGUCAACUUUCCCCUUUUCUUGCAAGAAAUCCUAUUCGGAAUAAGGGAAUUGCCCUUAAAAAAAGGGAAACAUUGACAGUUGUGAGUGGGUCCUGAAUCUACUGCCCCUCACUCUUUUAAAAGCUAUUUUUAAAAACUUCACCAAUAGCAAGGUUGAGGACUCAUGUGACUGGUAGGUGGGCAGUCCUGUCAAAGUUGACCCACAUGGUGGGGGGUCCUGUUUUGCCAGCACAUUCCCUGUAGGAAAAGCAAUGGUGAAGCACUGGUGAACCCCCAUCCCUUAGCUGAUGUCAUCCAGUCUUGGCAGCUGAUUGGCAGGAUUUUUUAUUUGGGGGAAAUGGCCUUGAGGGCUAUAUUGGACUCUCUAGCAGGUCUAGAGGGUUCCCUGCUUCUGACUCAUAGCUUGACUGGGCACACUGCAAAGUACUGUGUGUGAGAGAGUCUGCCACCCUUGGGUCAUGGGGUCUGUGCCCUGAAUCCCUUAAAUACCCAGCAAUGCCCCUGUGGGGAACCAAGUAUUACCAUGGCUCCUGAUGUCUGUAAACUAGUGAGUAAUGGACUGUGCAGUCACCACAUUGAGAGACUAGAUUUCCACAUUUUUUAAAGAUUUCGACUGUUGAGUCCACUGAGGAUUGGACCCUAUCAGGUGAGUUAAUUCCCCUUGAUUCUCUGUCUGGAGGCUGCUGGACUUAUUGCUUGGGUAGAAAUCAGAUUGUCUGAAUCCUCCCUGAAUUUCUACAAUCAAUCAGAUGGUGGAUGGCUUCUUAGGUACAACAGGGUCUCUUGCAGGCCAGGUAGUAAUUCUCUGCUGCUUCCUGCACUGCCUGGGUGGCUGCUCGGGGCCAAAUGGAUUUAAAUGCAAUACGGGCAUUUAAUAGAUCUUGCUGUUAAUUAAAAAAAUAUCCCCUGCAUGGGUGGACCUGGUCACGAUCAAGGGGAUAGAGUGUCCCCUUUGUGAGGAAAGGUUGCAGCACUUGGAACAUUUUAGCAGCUAGAGCAACCCAGAUAGAGGGGCAGGGAAUAAUAAUAAUAAUAAUAAUAAUAAUAAUAAUAAUAAUAGUAAGUGGUGACUUGAUAGAAGUUUAUAAAAUGGUGCAUAAAGGUAAAGGUAAAAGGACCUCUGACCAUUAGGUCCAGUCGUGACCGACUCUGGGGUUGCGGCACUCAUCUUGCUCUAUAGGCUGAGGGAGCUGGCGUUUGUCUGCAGACAGCUUCCGGGUCAUGUGGCCAGCAUGACUAAGCCGCUUCUGGCAAACCGGAGCAGCGGACGGAAAUGCUGUUUACCUUCCCGCUGGAGCGGUACCUAUUUAUCUACUAGUACUUUUUUUUUGGCAUCCUUUCAAACUGCUAGGUUGGCAGGAGCUGGGACCGAAUAACAGGAGCUCUUCCCGUCGCGGGGAUUCGAACCGCCGACCUUCUGAUCGGCAAGUCCUAGGCUCUGUGGUUUAACCCACAGCGGCAUGGAGUAAAUCAUAGAAUUGUUGAGUUGAAGGAGACCCUGAGGAUCAUCUCGUCCACCCCCCUGCAAAGCAAGAAUAUGCAACUGUCCCACAUAAGGAUCAAAUUUGCAACCUUGGCAUUACUAGUACCAUGCUCUAACCAACUGAACUAUCCAUGCUGAUAGUUUUUCUCCCUCUCUCAUAACACUAGAAGUUGUGGACAGCCAAUGAAACCAGCUGUUGGGAGAUUUAGGACAGAUUAAAGGGGACUUGCUUCUUCAGAAGGAGAUGAUGGACACCAACUUAGAUGGCUUUAAAUGAGGAUUGGACUAAUUCCCGGAGGAGAGGGCUAUUAGUGGGGCUACUAGCCAUGAUGGCUAUGCUGUGCUUCUGGAUUUGGAGCCACAUUGCUUCUGAAUACCAGCUAUUGGAGACCAGAGGAAGGGAGAGGGCCCUUGUGCAAGGGGUUCUGCUUGUGGGUUUCCUGCAUGCAUCUGGUUGGCUGCUGGGAGAGCAGGAUGCUGUCUAGAUGGGCCAUUGGCCCCAUCCAACAAACACUUCUGUUCUUGCAGGAGAGGGGCAUGUGUUAAUUCUUCUCCUUUGCACUUCACUCCCAUCGAAAAUCACCCCAAACCAUUGCUACAGUCCCUUAGGGGGAUGACACCUCCCAGCAAAAAUGCCAUUGCUAGUGCUGGUGGUAUUUUUUCCUGGGAUGCGGCAUAGGAUCUACAUUGGCUCCCAGUAUGUUUCCGAGCACAAUUCAAAGUGUUGGUGCUGACCUUUAAAGCCCUAAACGGCCUCGGCCCAGUAUACCUGAAGGAGAGUCUGCCCGGACACUGAGGUCCAGCGCCAAGGGCCUUCUGGAGGUUCCCUCACUGCGAGAAGCCAAGUUACAGGGAACCAGGCAGAAGGCCUUCUCAGUAGUGGCACCUGCCCUGUGGAACGCCCUCCCACCAGAUGUCAAAGAUAAAAACAACUGCCAGGCUUUUAGAAGACAUCUGAAAGCAGCCCUGUUUAGGGAAGCUUUUAAUGUUUAAAAGACCACUGUAUUUUAAUACUUUGUUGGAAGCCGCCUAGGGUGGCUAGGGAGACCCAGCCAGAUGGGCAGAGUAUAAAUAAAUUAUUAUUAUUAUUAUUAUUAUUAUUAUUAUUAUUAUUAUUAGGAAGAAAGGGUUUAGCCCCACUUCCCCAUGUGCCAUGGUUCUGCUCCUGCACACUGUUUUUGAAAGCACUACAUUGGGUUAUGUACAUUGGUUUUUCUCAGUCACACAAGGGAAGCAAUUGCUGCCUCAUUUCAAUGUGGCAGGGGCACGUGAGUUAGAUGUGAAUAUAGCCUCUGCCUUACCCACUGCAGAUGGGCAGCGAUUAACAGACAACUUUCUUCUGGGGAAAGUGUUGAUUUUCAAAGGCUUUCCAAAUGGCUUCCUCCUGUUUCUGAUGGCCUUUGUUGCUAAGAGGGUGACUCCUUUGACAUUUCAGGGUAAUGAUGUAAGGAACAUGGAUACAUUUUCCUGUGGUUUCCAUAGGAGACAUACGGGAGCCAGCUUGUACCUGUCACAAUUUUUUAAAUUUUUUUUUUUGCCAGCCAGGUUUCAAAGGGCCUUAGGAGAUAAUCUUCUCCAGCAAGUGUCUGCCUGAUGCUCUUGAUUGCUGGUGUUCAGCUUGUGUGACCUUUGCAGAUGUUUGCGUAGCUUUAUAUGCUCAUUGCUUUCAUCUGGUAUUGCCAUUUCAUGGCAGCUAACGAAGGGAGUGAUUUCUUGAGUGCUCCAGUGGUCUGCAUUGCUCUGCUCUGGAAUCGAAAGGAAGAUUUGGAAGGGGGCCACUGGAACCUGUACUUUGAAUUCUUCAGUUUUAUUAUUGGGUACACACACAUAUAUGGAUAGAUACUUGGAAGAGAACCAGAAGGCAACCCAUUCUUAGAUCUCUACAGGAAAGCACGCUCUCCUCACAAACCACCGUGUCAGCAUGGUGUGCCAUAUCAAUGUGCCUGCCAAACAGAUAGCUCAAGCAAGUGAGCCAAGUCACAAUUUACACGUGAAGGAAAAGCUGAGCUGUGACUCUUUGUAUCUGUACCCCUGCUUUUGAAACAGCAGCACUGCCACAUUAUGUGCCUCUGCUAUUCAACAGAGUGAUUUUGAAAGGGCAGCAUAUUAUAUGAUGAUGACAGCAUCUUUAUAACCAAGGAGUGGGAGAGGAGCUUGUUGGAUUUUCUGCAUCUGUUGCCAAGAAAUAAGUUGGUUGGCCUUGGGUACCACUAUGCACCUUGACUUGGUUGGAGGUAUUUGCUGCUCUGCCUCCAUCAGAAAAAUGUAUUGUGUCAGCCUGUAUGGGAGAGAUGCCUAGGGUUGCUCCAACAUGGCAGUGAAACCACAAAUGUGGAGAAGGAGUUUGGUUCCUGGCCAGGUGGAGCCAACCACAGAGUUAGGAGAAACAUCUGUUCCUGCCACCCAGUUCUCUAUGCACCCCAAAGGUGUAAAAACAUCCAGGGAGUCUGUGCCUGUUGUGGCUUAUACAGUGCAACAUUUGGCACGUCACGCUGUGGGAAGGCGAUGACACUGGUUGCAUGUACACCCCACCCUUUGCUCCAAAGAGCUUAAGGCAGUGUUCAUGGUUUGAACCCCCUGCCCUACUUUAUCCUUACCUCUGUCACUGAGGCAGGUUAGGCUGAGAGAGAGAGAGAGAGAGAGUUAACUGGCUCAAGGUCACCCAGUGACCUUUGUGGCUGAGUGAGAAGUUAAACCUGGGUUAGGAGUUGACUAAAUAACUUCCGGGGAGGUGCCUCCGGCAAUGGUGGAAUUCCUCUGACUGGGAGGAAUCUGCUCCGUGGGAAUCUGGGUCUGGCUGCCACGGCGAAGGCGGAGACCCGUUAAAAUCACAGGCGGGAGAAGCCUGUGAGCGUGGGAUUCGGCGGGCACCUUUUGCACCUCCCCCACUCGCAGGGAACCCCGGUUUUUGGGGCUCCGGAGCGACGUGGGGUGAGUGGCGUGGUGCAUCGAAUCGUCUGCUUCUUCCACGGAGCGAAGACACAUAGCUGUUGCCGGAGAGCGCUGACCUUUUCCUGUGGACAAUUUGACUUUAAAGUAAUUACCCGUGAGUAGAGCUGAAACGGAAGAAUUGGAUUUCUAAAUGUUUAAUUUGGCACCGUAACGGGGAGGUUCAAAACAGGAAGUCUGCCUUCCGCUUUUGUAAAUAGACUGAGGGAAUGAAGUUGCAAGCUGGAGUCCUGGAAAGUCUUUUGUAAAAGAUUAAAUUUCCAUCGGUAAAGAACAUUAAACCCCCUCUUGGAGGCAGGAGAAGAGAGGGGGAAGUUGCGGAUUGAGUAUGCCUGUGGGAGAGAGCGAAGAGAUUUAAAGCACCGCCGCUCUGACCCUGGAAACGGGCUGCUAGCAGGACUGACGUCUUUUGGAAUGUUCAUUGACAGCAUUUAGAACGUUCAUUGACAGCUAGUUAAACAAGAGAAAUACAUUGUUUCUACUGUCUCCAGCUGCUUUAAAAAGGAGUAAAAGUAACUGAAAAUUGAAACUAAUUUGAAACUAAUUUUGGAUGGCUUAAAAGAGGAUACUAUUGAGUAUUACAAAUAGAAACUGUUUCCCCCUAGUGGAAGCCUUUGAAACCGGUUGCUUUACACUUCCGGGUUAGCGCCUCCGGCAAUGGCGGACUUCCUCUGAUCGGGAGGAAUCCGCUUCGUGAGAACUAGGGUCUGGACCGCCGCGGCGAGGCGGAGACCCAUUAAAAACCACAGGCGGGAGAAGCCUGUGGAUGUGGGAUUCGGCUGGCACCUUUUGUGCCUCCCCUACUUGCGGGGAAACCCGGUUUCGGGGAUCCGGAGCGACGUGGGGUGAAUGGUGUGGUGCUUCGAAUCAACUGCUCUUUCCACGGAGUGAAGCCACAUUGCUGUUGCCGGAGAGCACUGACUUUUUCCUGUGGACAAUUGGAUUUUAAACAACUGCCCGUGAGUAGAACAGAAAAUUGGAUUAUGAAACUUCUUAAUUUGGCACCGAAGCGGGAAGGUCUAAACAGGAAGUCCGCCUUCCGCUUUUGUAAAUAGAUUGAAGCAAAGACAUUGCAAGCUAGAGUCUGGAAAGUCGUUUGUAAAAGACCAAAUUUCCACCUGCUAAAAUUACUAAACCCCCUUGGAAGCAAGAGAAGAGGGGGGAAUCUUUUUAGACUGUUUAAACCUGCAGAAGAUAGAGUAAAGAAAGAUAAAUUUCCACCGUCUUGAACCUGGGAGCAGGGUGUCAGAGACAGACGCUUUGGGGUAGUUCAUCGACUGUGGACAACACGUUUUUGACAGAUAGUUAAAAAAGAGAAACAUAUUGCUUCCAAUGUUCCCUUUUGCACUCAAAAGGAACAAAAUAUCUGAAAAACGAAAGGAACUUUGUUGCUAGAUCUGCUUUUAAAAAGACGGAAACAAUUAGAAAUUGCUUCCUCUAGAGGGAGCUUGUGAAACUGUUGUUAGAGUCGAUCUGGGGAAUUCUGCAGCUGCAGAGAUUAAAGAUCGUGAGACUCUUGAACAAGAAUGUGCCCAGAAGAAGCUUUAGUGCUUGCUUUUUGCAGAACAAGCGCUUUACUGGAACAGCUACAUGAGAAGAUGGAUUUGAUGACUGUUGCAGUUGGCAAUUUUGGACAAACAGUGAAUACCUAUAUAGAAACCACUCAGGAGUUAACCCAGGAAUGUGCUCUGACAGAGCAAGUGGCGAAGAAGAUAAAGGAUGAGGUUGUUGCUGAACCUCAAGUAGUAGAAAUGGAGAGAGCUGCGGCCUUGAAGGAACAUAAGUUGUUGUCUCUGACGACAGAUCCUGGAGAAAGUCAGAUUUGGAGAGAUGGAGUACCGUUUGGUCUGGAGAUGGGAAGUUGGAUAGAUCCCCCUAUGCAGGGAUGUUCUGACUUUUCGGAUUUGGCUUUGGGCCAGGGGGAGUUUGGAGUCGGGGGGCCCUUAACCUUGGAGGGACUUUGAAGCAUGCCUUCAAAUAUCUUUUGGAUUUCAAUGUUGACUAUGGAGAAUGGGCUGACUUGUUGAGAAGGGAUAAAGAUAUUGUCAAGUCGGAGUCUCCCCGAGAGAAAGGAAGGAAAUUAAGAAUAAGAUUAGCAGAAGAUAAAGCAAAGUGCAGGUAUAAACAUGAAGAAGACCUGCAGAAGGGACAUGGAAAAGUCUUAAGAGCCUCGGAUAGAAGGUCACCAGGUUGAUGGACUAGAUGGAUGGGAUAGAAAGGACUGACAAAACCCGAGACCAGGAAGAAGAGACGAUGGAUGAAGAUUGGAAGAAAGUUUUAAAAAUUCAUUUAGAAAAUCACUGUAAAAUUAAUGAGUAUUAGAAAAAUGUUGGAAUGAAACCAUUUGGCUUUAGUAGAAAAGUUAAAAAGAAUUAUGUAUAAAUAUGUUAUGUGAAAAAGAAUUAUGUAUAAAUAAGAUUUAAGUUUUAAGCUUUAGGACUUUUUAUGGUAAGAUAAGGUUAAAAUAAAUUAAGGUAAUUUAAUGACAGAAUAUUGUGAAAGAUGGAAAGGAUUUGCUGAGAUAAUUAAUAACUAGAAUACAAAAAAGGGAGGUGUGAGGAGGUCGAUGUAACAAGUUAAUGAAAGAUAAAGAUUUGGGAAUAUUGGAUUUGUUUUUAAAUUUUUUGUUUAUUUUUUUUUUUCCUUGAUAUUGAUGUAUUGUGUGUUUUGUUUCCUCUUUGAUUUUUGUUUUUAUUGACUUGUAUUGUUUAAUUUCUCUUGUUGCCUACCUUUUUUCCUUUCUUUUUUAUUUCUUGUUUUUUCUUUUCUUUCUUUGUAAUUUUAAAUUCUCAAUAAAUAUUAUUUUAAAAAAUAAAAUAAAAUGAAACCAGUUGCUUUACAAGAGCUGGGCUAGGGGAAUUCCCAGCUGCAAGUUAAAAACCGUGAGACUCUGGGACUGACCUUGAAUCUUUUAAGUGUUAUGGUAAAUGGAAGAGGAAAAACAGACCAGUCAACUGCUGACAAAACAUUAAGGUCUGGGAGGACUUGGCAACAAUCCAGGAGAGGUCCAUCAUCAGGCCCCCCUGCUCUUUCUGUUGCUUCCUUUGUACCAGUAUAUUUAAAUCCAAGAGGAAUGUCGACAGAAGAGGCUUUAGUGGCUGCAUUAUAUAAGAUAAAUGACUCACUGGAUCAGCUUAACAGGAAAAUGGACACAAUAAAUGCGAAAGUGGAUGUUUCAAUUACUAAAAUUAACUUAAAUACAGAAAGUAUAAAUAAUACCAAUACAGAAACCACCCAGAAAUUGAUACAGGAACCUACUUGGAUACGGCAAACUGCGGAGGAAGCCAGGGAAAAAGCUGUUGUUGCUGAAUGUAAAGUAACACAACUGGAGAGAAAGAGAAAGAGAGCCCCAGCCCUACAGAGGCAAUUUGAUGAACAUAAGUUGACGCUUGCUAUGACUUAACUUAAAGAAAAACAGACAAAUUUGAGGAUUAGAGUUCACCUUUGGUGGACAUGCCCAAGGAUUAAGACACUUUGGGAGAUGAUUCAUAACGAAAUGAAAAGGUAUUUAAAUAUACCCUUUUGAAGAAACCAGAGGCCUUUCUCCUGGGCAUGGUCGGCCAAUUGGUGUUAAAGAAGGAUAGAACUUUUUCACGUAUGCAACAAUAGCAGCAAGAAUACUCAUUGUGAAGUACUGGAAGACACAAGAUUUAUCUAUUCGGGAAGAAUGGCAGAUGAAGUUGAUGGACUAUAUGGAAUUGGCGGAAAUGACUGGCAGAAAUCUGAGACCAGGGAGAAGAGUCGGUGGAAGAAGAGUGGAAAAAGUUUAAGACUAUUUAUAGAAAUACUGUAAAAAUAAUGAAUGUUAGAAAAAUGUUGGAAUGAAGUUAUAUGGCUUUAGUAGAAAUGUUAUAAGGAAUCAAGUAUAAAUAGAUUAAUAGAGUAUUAAAGGGAAAAAUAAGGUUAGAAUAUGUUAAGAUAAUUAUAGGAUAGAAAACAGAGAAAGAUGGAAAGGAAUUGCUGAAACAAUUAACAGAAGUGGAAUACAAAAAGGGAGGUGUGAGGAGGUCGUGGAAAUAAGGGAAUGAAAGAUAAGGUAUUGAAAUUGUUUUGUGUUUUAAAUGGUUUGUGUCUUGUUCUGUUAGUUUUAUGGUUUUUUGGUUUUUUUGUUUUGUUGUGUUUAAACGGUUGGAAAAUUAAUAAAUAUUAUUUUUUUAAAAAAGGAGUUGACUAAAUAUAUAUAGUCCUCUUGAAUGUUCUUCAGUAUUCUAGUCCAAAUUUCUUCUAAUAUAAAUAUGUUUGUAUUUCAUUUUGCCUAAUAUGCACACAUUUGCAAAGCACCCCCCCAAUAUAAUGCAUUUCUACAUGUUAUUUUCACUAGUAUAUGCAUAUCUAUUCGUAUUGCUUCACUUUCAUACACAUUGCUUGGUCAGAGAUGCACAAAUUUCAAAGGAUGGUUGUGAUUUGGUUGUGGUACUGUUUUGAAAAGUGUGUGUUAGGUGUGUAUAAAUGUGAAGGGAAUCAAAUUUCUUCUCCAUCUCUAACCUGUGUCUCCUGUCUCCAAAUCUGACCCUCUAACCACAACAUCACACUGGUAUCUAUGUUACAUUUUACACUCUGCAAGCCCCCAAAAGCACAGAAGCCUCUAUGUCUUGGGAGCAUGAUGAUGAUGUCAUUGGUAUGCUGCAGGGCCCAGAAGCCUGUAAUCAGACCUAAUAUGCCCUGGCAUGACAUGGGAUUGAAUGGACUAUAGAAAGGCCACUGUUUCAACAGAGUCUGCCAGCCCCCUUGCAGCAACAGCCAAUGGUAUGGUUGACAUUUAAGUCUUCAUUGUAUUGGGCUACAGCUAAGGAACUACUUUCAUACUGAGUUUGAUUUAUUAUGUUAGUUUCAUAUUCUUAUUUGGUACUAACCAUACUUAGGGAUUCUAUGUUUGUCUUUAACCAACACACAAGGGGGGUGUUGUGAUCUACUGGAGUUUCCCAAGGGGUGUUGUGAUCCACCAUUGAGGAGAGGUGCUCUUCUGGGCUCCUUUGGGGAAGGUGAGAAAUAAAUAAAUGAAUGAAUGAAUAAGCCCACGCAAGGAGAGGUCAAUCCUUCUUGGUCUCCCAGGCAGUGCAACAAAAGCAGCAGUCAGCACCUUGGAGAGAGAUCAAGGUAUAGGUCCAGCAUCAGAGAUAGUGGUCCUGCAGCUGAGACCAACCAUCCAAGUUGUCUCAGAAAGGUCCUGGACCAACUGUCCAAGUUUUACAGCAGGGUUAGGUAGAUAUUGAAUUGAGGCCCCACCCCCUGAGUGAUGCUUCCUGACCAGUUGUAGGGCCAGUGCCAUCUUUUGGGGUCAUUAUCUUCUUUGAUAAAAUGAGGUUUUUCUCCUCAGGACUUUUUGGAUCCCCAAGGAGUUUCUGAAGCAGCCAUCAAAGCCUGGUGGCAGAGAUGUCUCUUUGGGGUUCAGGAAGAGGGAGAUGGGCUUCUGUACUGGUGAACCCAAAGAAAAUGGACCGGUUGCCAGAGAACUCUGCCUAAGGAGUCCUGGUCUGAGGUUUCCAGCAACUGGUUUUCAGAAGCAAUACUGCCUGUGACCAAAAUUCUCUCUUUUUUUUCCUGCACAGGAAAAAAAAGUUUCCUGGUUUCCAUGUGUGCCAGUACACCUUUGAAAUCUUAUCUUCUUUAAUUCAAAAUAAAAGAAAAAAAGAAUUGGCACAAUGGUGGGAAGCCCUGCAUAGAAAUAUCUUGUUUCAUUAGUCUAAUAAAGGCAUUACUAACCGCCCUGCUUUGAGGAUUUAUUGGGGGAUUUUAGUAAGACAGUGUUAGCAGUGGAAUUACAUUCAUUCCUGGGUAAGUCAUUGCCAGUGCACGAGAAAAUAACGUUGAUGCAAUCAGAUAUAUUUUACAGGAUCAAUAUAAUAUUCUCUUGCAUAAUCGCAAGCAAGGAGAUUACAGCCCUUGCUCUGGUAACGACAAAGGAUCACUUUAUAGAUCAAAGCCUUGUUUGUUCCCAUUGUUUUAACUCUUCAGACAGAAUAGUGUUUUUGUUUUUUGGUCCUGAGAAAAAAGAGAUGAUUUCCUAAUUUCCAGGGCUCCUGAGGAUAAGCAGAAGCAGUCGUUAAAGCAGCCUUCAUCAACCUGGUUCCUCCCUGAUGUUGUUCAUCUCCCAUCAGGCUCAGCCAGCAUAGCCAAUGGUAAUGGAUCAUGGGAGCUGUAGUCCAAAUAAUCUACAGGACACCAGUUUGGGCAAGGGUAUCUUAGACCCAGAAUGAGUUUCUACAUGCAGUCACACUUAAAUUAAAUACCUUUGGCUGUAUGACCUUGAGAAUAUUUACCCAGUUCCCAUCUUAAAAUCUAGGGAGGCUAUGUUCAUGAAACAGAAGAUACCCAUAAGGGAUAAGGAGGAGGAUGCAAGACAUUGAAAUACAAUGUUCUGCAGUCUGAACAUGUCAGAGAGAUAUUGCAUAGGUCUGGCUAAGCCAGUCUUGGAUAAACCACAGAUUUUGCUAUGGAUGUAUUCCUUUUAAGGCACACUUUCCCCUAAUAUAUGUAUUUUUGUACACACCACUUGAUUGGAGAACUGCAUUGCAAAAUUCAGAGGAUGUGAAGCUCAAAGGCUAGCUAUGUUUCAGUUUGCAGAUACGGGUUUGAGAAGUGCAAAUUAGGUGUUUGUUGUUUAGUCGUUUAGUCGUGUCCGACUCUUCGUGACCCCAUGGACCAGAGCACGCCAGGCACUUCUGUCCUCCACUGCCUCCCGCAGUUUGAUCAAACUCAUGCUGGUAGCUUCAAGAAUACCAUCCAACCAUCUCGUCCUCUGUCGUCCCCUUCUCCUUGUGCCCUCCAUUUUCCCCAACAUCAGGGUCUUUUCCAGGGAGUCUUCUCUUCUCAUGAGGUGACCAAAGUAUUGGAGCCUCAGCUUCACUGUCCUUCCAGUGAGCACUGAGGGCUGAUUUCUUUAAGAAUGGAUACGUUUGAUCUUCUUGCAGUCCAUGGGACUCUCAAGAGUCUCCUCCAGCACCAUAAUUCAAAAGCAUCAAUUCUUCGGCGAUCAGCCUUCUUUAUGGUCCAGCUCUCACUUCCAUACAUCACUACUGGGAAAACCAUAGCUUUUACUAUACAGACCUUUGUUGGCAAGGUGAUGUCUCUACCUGGAGGAGGAACCGGCAAGCCACUCCAGUAUCCCUGCCAAGAAAACUCCAUGGACAAAGACAACAGGCAAAUUAGGUAGUAUCUCAUUAAAAGGCAAACAAAACUGAAUUCCUCCUCCACCCCUAUCUGCUUCCCGAGAUCCCUUUUAACUGGAGGUGUGAGAUCUUAUGCCUGCAGUGCAAGAGUAGCAUCACUAUAGUAUCCAGUAUUUGGCAAAGUUGGGUUGAGACAGUCCCUGGACUGUCCUGGGUCGGAGCUAUCUGGAGCAGUCAAGGGGUGGGGCAUUGGAUGUGAAGAAGGAGGCAGUGCUCUCCUGCCAUUUACAGAUUUCAAUCUAUUUACCGUAUUUGUCGCCCUAUAGGACGCACUUUUCCCCCUCCAAAAAUGAAGGGGAAAUGUGUGUGCGUCCUAUGGGGCGAAUACAGGCUUUUGCUGAAGCCUGGUGAGUGAUAGGGGUCGGUGCGCACCGACCCCUCUCCCUCUCCAGGCUUCAGAAACUCUGUGCAGCCCUAGGGAGCCUGGCGCGAAGCCGUUUCCCCGCCCCGCGCCUGGGUGGGUGGGGAAAUAAUUUCCCCCCCUUUAUUCCCCCCCCAAUCUAGGUGCGUCCUAUGGGCCGGUGCGUCCUAUAGGGCGAAAAAUACGGUGUUUAUUUUCCAGUAUGUGAGUUGAUCACUUAUGAGGGGAUGCCUGUACUAGUUUUAUAUGCAUAUGGUGCCAGAUUCAGUCCCUGGCAAUUCCAGCUAAAAAUAGAUCAGGUGAAAGUAUAGAGGCUCUUCACUCUAUCUGGGGUGGCGGUGGCACUGAACAACCUUCUUCAACACAGUGCCCUCCCCAUGUUUUGUACUAAAAUCCCCAUAAUCCAUGACCAUUGGCUGUGGAGGCUGGGAACAAUGGGAGUUAUAGUCCAAAACGCAUGUAGGGCAGCCGGGGGUGAGGGUGGGGGAGAGGCUGCAGUUAAAGAGCUCUGGGCUAGAUAGAAAAAUAUUCCAACCUAGUACAAGGCUGUUUUUGUGAAGGAAAGCUGUGUUUGCAUGCAGCACUCCUGAGGCAAAGUGGAAGUGAGGAGGCCAUUGUCUAGAUGUGGUGUGUCAUCCACAUCCCCCGUUUCGGCUGGAGAGAAAGAGAAUAGUUUCUUCAGAGAGCUGAAGGCAGUUGGAAAGAGCAAUUGCUGCUCGCAGUGUGUAUACUCAUCCCAUUUUCAUUGCUGGCAAGCAGGGAAGCUGGUUUUUGUGUUGCUUGACCAGAGGCGACGGCGAGGACAAAGGAAAUGUGUUUACACCAUAGGAGGCGAGGCCUCUCCCCAGCCACUUUUUGACUUCCUUAAAAGCUGUUGUCUGUCCCCCAGCCUUCCAAAGUGAAAUGGAAACUAAAGUACUGUUACGAAGGUUGCACGCCAGCCCCAAUCUCUGCUGAGCGGUAGCAAGAGCAGGGUUGUGUUUCCAUUGGGAAAUCAAGGCGCAGCGGAGGCUGGUGUCUUUAAGAAAUAUGGCUUAUUAUACACACAUAUAGACCUAAAAUCUUCAGUGGAAGGGGGUACAGAACAUUAUACCCCAAUAGCAUCUCUCAUUGCCUCUCUCAUAGCUUCAGCAAGCUUUGGUCCAAAGCAGCAGUCAUGACUCCCGGUCUCUCAGUGCAGCCUCCUCCAGCCAGCACCACAUGGAGUUCUGCCUAAUUUCCUCCUUCUUGUUCUCAAAACACCUUUACAUUUCAAAAAGGAUACAUUUCAACAACAACAACACUCCACCCAUCUAGGUUGCCCCAACCACUCUGGCCAACAUAAUAAAACAAUAAACAUUAAAAACUUCCCUAUUCAGGGCUGCCUUCAGAUGUCUUCUAAAGGUUGCAUAGUUGCUUAUCUCCUUGACAUCUGAUGGGAGGGACAUCACACACCUUUGUCACCUUGGCAAACUCCCAAAUCUCCUGUCCCUGUUCACUCCUUGGAGCGGGGCGGGGGCAGGGGAAGGGGCAGCUUUUUUCAUUGCCAGUUUUCUUUAAUGGUUGGUUGUUCCUCUUUGGUUUUGCACUUAGAUAGCCUGGCCAAGCUGAUUUGCAUAGGCUAACCCUGAGAUUUCGUGUCUGGCACAGUUCUGCAGCUUGUAUUUUCCCUUCCUAUCUCAAAUAUUAUCUAAAUGCUACCAUUUAUUAAUUUCUACCAUUCACUAACAGACUCUGGUACCCUUCAUCUACGACAGCACAUUGCUAGCUACUUCUUUUUUUUAUUUUUGCCGGAUAUGAUACUAGAUCAGAUCUUGAAAAACAACCACCAUGGGGAAUGCGGUGCUGUGAAUUAAUAUCUUCGAGAGAGUAAUCAUUUAGUGUAACAGCCUAGCCUUGGCUACUGCAAAAAGUCUCAAGGUAUUUAUAUCCCUGUAAUUUAUGGUUGCCUGCUGGUUAUUCUGUUGGUGAGCCUGUAGAAAAUCCACAUCAGAAGAACAGGAGAGGGUUUCUGGCUUAAGACCACGAAAGGAAAGAUAAUUGGUGCAAAUCCAUGCUGAAACUCUUGACCGUGGUUGCAUACAUUCAUGGAUGAGAUAUAAUUAUGAAUUUUCUUGCUUGACUCGUGGUUUUCAGGCUCCUUUUGGUGUCUUUAUUCAUAUAUUCAAAAACAGUUGUCUAGCAGAGAGGCUGGAUUCUAUUGGGUGUCCUCUGGUUCUGGUACAGGCAGACCAAGUUCCAAGUUGACUGAAGAUGCAUGGGAUAGCAGUCAAGUUAUGGAGCAGCCAAGGCAGUUAAGUCUGUUUAGCAGCUUAGGCUAACCCUCAAGACAAGUUGCUUUGGUGACAAAACUAAUGUGGAUCUAGGGCAGUGUUUCCCAAAGUUGGGUCUCCAGCUGUUGUUGGACUACAACUCCCAUCAUCCCUAGUUAGCAGGAACAGUAGCCAGUGAUGAUGGGAAUUGUAGUCCAAAAACAGCUGGAGACCUAAGGUUGGGAAACACUGAUCUAAGGGCUUUAUAGGAGUAAGUGGGUCCUGACUGGCCUGUGGGCUCAGCUGACAGUAGUCAUGUUGGCAGAGUGGCUCUGACCUACAGAGCGCUCUCUGCCUGGUUGGUGGAAGAACCAGUUGGCUGGGGGUGGUACAGGAGGUAAGAUGCUGCAGGCUAGCUUCUGGUGGUCUUGGUUUUCAGACUUCCAGUGCCUUACUACUCUUCAAGUAUGUAUCUUCCAACACGAUGUGGCCCUAAUCUGGGACUCCAUCUUCCGGGUCCACCACCCAUGGGCAUGUGGUUGGCCAAUGUGAGAAUAGGAUGCUGGAGUUGAUGGACCAUUGGUCUGAUCCAGCAGACUCAUAUUAUGUUCUUGUGUUCUAAUCCAGUUGUGGUUUCUACCUAUUGUGUUCUAGAAGCUCAUAGGUUCUUCUGUUUGUUUGUUUUUUGAAAUACAAGCAAGAGUAGAUAUUUAUUGUGUAUUUGAAAUGUGCCUCCUCUUGUUGGUUGUUGCUAUGAAAAAUCUACCAAGGUGAUGAUCAGACCUUUUGAGAACAUGGGGAGGGGGAGUAGCAAACAUAUUGUGUUAGCCCUUAUCCAAACAAUGCUGUAGUUCCAGUCAUUAUUUCACCCUAUGGGAGGAGGAAACAGGACCACUCCAACUGGCUCUGCCCCCAGUGUUAGCACAGCAUCUGGACAUGUCCUGGAUGUCUGCAUGUUCAACAUUAUGCAGUUAUGCAUCUCCAUAGCAUCACCUUUGAAUGGUUUUGGUACUCUGCCUGUUUUUCAAGGCAGCACACAGAACAAAGCUUUUUUGGGCAAUGCCCCAUUUACUUGACUGGGUCAGCUUCCACUGGAUUCAGACUACAUAUACAAACUCUUCCUGACUCCUCUGAAGAGCACCUUCAGUUUUAAUUCAGAAAAGAAGUGCUUCAAUAUCCAGAAUUUUGAAAACACUGUGUUAUACUGUAAAUGAGGAUCUUUCUUAUCUAUGCUCUCUAGAAUGGAGGAGGAUUCUUAAAAAACUUUAACAAAAGGCUGGGUGUUAUUGUUGUUGCUUAAAAAAAAUUAACCACCAGAAAUUACUUUUAGGUAAUCACUCGCAGGGGUUGAAUAUAAAGAAAGCAAAAUAUAAAAAACUUGCUACUUGAGCUGCACAAUGAAUCAGAUAAAUUGCUGACUGCUUAGAUUCAUAGUGUGCUCUCAGGAGAGGCGAAUCACUAAGGGAAACAGCUGGAGCUUUUGAACGCAGGCAAGGGCUGGUGCACACAAAAUAGCCCCCACAUGGAAGAUGCUUUGAAACUGCUCCCUGCGGUGGAAGCUUCUACAUGGCGAAGUGUUUGUGUGCAGCCGUUCCUCAUGCAGAUUUGGUUAUUUUUCUUCGCGCCCAUGACAAACCCUCCAAAACAAAUGUUUUCAGGGUUGGAGAGAGGCGCCGUUUGAUCCGCAUUGUGAAUUUGAUGCAGGGAGGCAGCUGCUGCUGCAGGCAAGAGAUUGAAAGUGCUCCUUAUGUGGCAUCUAUUUCAUGCACAUUGCCCUCAACCACACAUUAGAAAGGGCAUGGACAUGUCCAAGACAAUGCCAACAAUGUUAGACAACAGUGUUGAGGAAGACAGAAAAGGCACAAAGGCUUCCUUUAAAAAUAAAUAUGUAGCUCUUGCCCAAAUGUGGAUUAACCAGAGAUAAAAUUUGGGGUAACAAAUGCUGGUUGGUCAUAUGGUAACAGAAUGGGGCAACUGUCUCAUGUAAAUAAUGAAGUGUGGAGAAUUUUCUGAUGAAGAUUGUUGGAGAGGAAGAAUAGAGUCUGCAGCAUUUGAUGCAGGCAAAUCUCCUUUGGUAAUUCUGUAAAAGGGAGGGGGCCAAAGCCGAAAAGACCACGCCGCAGGCUCCUGGCAGCAAUGACUUCAGGGUCAGGGCAGUGUUAGAGGCACAGGGAAUAGAGCUGUUUGUUCUGGAAUGUGGGUUGAAAAUGUGGUGCUUAAGACCAGUUGCAUAACUCCUUUUCAGAAAACAAGAUCCUCCUUGAUUCACACCUCUCUCCUGCCAACACAUUUUCUGGUUGCAGUUUCAGAUCUUUACUGCUUUCUCACCUGUCUAAAAUAGGAAUCCGAGUAAUGUCGCCACCCUUGUUUUCUAACUCCUAUUUGUGCAUUAUCCCCUACGGUACAGCAGGAUGGUUAACAAAUUGGAGAUCAAGUGGAACACAUUACAAAACCAGGACUUCCUUUUCUUAUUGCUUGCCUGGAGGCAGUACAAUGUAGUCGUGGAAGCUGAGGAUUCUAAGUGCAAGUUGGUAUCUCCAGGUGGAGCCGUAUUUCCAAAAGAAUAAUACAGCCCCCAGUGGGGUGCUUAGUACAAAUGUUCAGAACUACCCAGGAUUCAGAAUUCAGAACUACCUAGGGUUCAGAAUCUUCCCCUUGUGAUACCCUGGGUUUUUUGUUCUUUUAAAGAAACAGCAGUCACGUUCACAGUGUUUGAUUCCCCUGCCUGAAAUCCAGCUAUUUCUUUCAGAUCUCAGGCACAUUCAAUGCUUGUUUAGAAAUAAUAAAAAUGACAGAUAUUGUUGACAAAAUGAGUGCAGCCUAAUUCGUGUUGGAUCACUACUUGCACAUGCUUAGCUGCUGCUGGGGUCAGCAUUUGCAGGGCAUCUGCUGAAUCCCAGGUCUAGCAGGGGACUCGCCACCAAUUCCCAGAAGCCCCCUGAGCAAGUAAUUCUUAAUUCCUGCAGUUUCUGCCUGGUUCACCUACUCUUUCCAAGUGAGAGAGCAUUGCUAGGACCAAGCAGCAGUAUUCUCUCCACUGGUUUUUGCUCUAUCCCUUCGAGUAGCACUGCAGAUUGAGUCCAGAGAAACAGGACAAGCAAAUGGGCAGCAGCUACAGCAACAAGGAAGUGUUGGGGCCAGUUGGCAAUGGGGUGGACCAGGCUUGCAUAUAUUUUGCUAAUAUCCCCCUAUAUAUUGUGAUGCUCUUCAAAUGUGCAUUGUGUGGGGUGUGCGCGCUCUUCACAUGCAUAUAGUAUGGGGGUGUCUGGAAUUCCUCAUGCACAAAUAACUGUUUCUUAAAGACAUUUCUGUGUUGCCCAUCAAUAAAAAUCCAAGGCUGGCUUUCAUAGAAUCGUAGGGUUGGAAAGGACCACAAGAGUAAUUUAGUACAAUAUUCCUGCAUGACAGGAAUAUUUUGUCCAACAUGGGGAUCAAACCCACGACUCUGAUAUUAAGAGUCUCAUGCUCUACCAAGUGAGCCAUCUCAGUUACACAGUAAGAAAAUGGAUUUUCAAAUGCAUCAAAAUGGAUUACAAAUGAAUCAAAUAAAUAUGUAUUUUUGUGUUUUUUCUUUUAUUAUGUUUUAAAAAUAUAUGUUUAAUUACAGGAAAAUCAAGUUGUUGCAAUGUAAUAUGAUGAAUGUAAGACAAAAGAAAUCAAUAAAAAUGAACUGAGUAUGUUGCGCAUAUAUGUAUAUGUAUACAGUGGUACCUCAGGUUACAUAUGCUUCAGGUUACAGACUCUGUUAACCCAGAAAUAGUGCUUCAGGUUAAGAACUUUGCUUCAGGAUGAGAACAGAAAUCGUGCUCUGGCGGCGCAGCGGCAGCAGGAGGUCCCAUUAGCUAAAGUGGUGCUUCAGGUUAAGAACAGUUUCAGGUUAAGUACGGACCUCUGGAACGAAUUAAGUACUUAACCACUGUAUGUAUGUGUGUGUGUGUGUGUGUGUGUGUGUGUGUGUGUAUAUAUCACCCCCACCCAAACAAUAAAAAUCUGAACAAGUGAAAAUUAACAAAGCAGAGAACAGGACUUAAGAAUAGGUCUUUAAAAGCUUGGGGAAAUGGAAAGAUUCUUUGCCGAAAGGCAGCGAAGUAGGUGCUGGGUGGCAGGGAGGGGCAGCAGCUUAGUGGACACGCAUGUGCUUUGCAUGGAAAAGUUAAUUGAAGGGGAAAAUUAUAGAAUUGUAGAGUUGGAAGGGACCCCAAGGAUCAACUAGUCUAUGUCAGGAGCUCUUCCUACACUCGAGUAGGACCCUGGCAGAGACACAUGCCCAACUGGCAUGUUCUCUCCCUCCUGGUUGAUCGUUCGGGAGCUUCAAAAGCUUUCUUCAGCCCGGACAUCGCAGCGACCGAUGCCAACUGACACUGGCACACUUAGGGAUCUGCAGAGUAUUCGCAGCUUGCAUAACAGACCUCAGCAACUCAGCAUUUUGACUAAUCUACUUUACAGUGGUACCUUGGGUUAAGAACUUAAUUCGCUCUGGAGGUCUGUUCUUAACCUGAAACUGUUCUUAACCUGAGGUACCACUUUAGCUAAUGGGGUCUCCCACUGUCGCCGUGCCGCUGGAGCAUGAUUUGUGUUCUCCUCCUGAAGCAAUGUUCUUAACCCCAGGUACUAUUUCUGGGUUAGUGGAGUCUGUAACCUGAAGCGUCUGCAACCUGAAGCGUCUGUAACCCGAGGUACCACUGUAUUAACAUAUAAACACACACGGAGCACUGAAACAUGGCUCCCUCUCUCUCUAGCAUCAACAGCAAAGAGAAAGAACAAAGGACAGUAGUCCCACUUCACGGAACACAGUAACACAAACAUCCUGUUUCCUUCACUUCCCACUCUGUAGAGUCAAAACAUAUACCGUCAUGUGAUAGACAAAAAAUCCCAUGACUGCAAUCAUGGAGCAGGAAUUCUAACAGUCUAACCCCUGCAAUGCAGGAAUAUACAGCUGUCCCAUACAGGAAUUGAACCUGUGACCAUGGUAUCAUCAGCACCAUGCUCUAACCAACUGAGCUAGCCACUCAAAUUAGGAACCCUUGUAUUCCAAAGUGCUGACAUUGUUUUGGGACUUGCACAGCCUGCCAGCAUUCUUGCUCCUGCUUUUGCCAUACUUCUGGCUGAACUUGUAUGCUUAUAAAGAAAAACGCAGUUGAUUUCAAAGGUACCGCAAGCCAGCCCGCCCUCCUCUAAAGUAAACUUAACUCUGUAAAGGUUGUCCUGAACUUCCCGAGGUGGCAGAGAAGAUGAAUCACCAGGGUUCAGAUAGUUUAUUUAUAUGCCUCUUGUUCCAAGGAUACAGAUAGCGAAGCCAAGCCCACGUGUAAAAUGCCAGAUAAAAUUAGACUAAAAAAGGUAUGCGAAGAAGAAAGGAAGGAAGGGGUGAAUUUAAACACCCAGCAAAAGAUGCUAGCGACACGAAGCAUCACUGCCUGAUUCCGUCUUCCUCCUCCUCAGUUACACUUUGCAGAAGCCUCUACCCUAUGCGUGGUUUGUUUGCUGUAUUCAUUUACUCUGCAAUAGCCCAUCUUGUUCUUUUCCCUAAAUAUGUACUAGGAAAACAUAACUGUCCUAUGCUACAUUGCCAUGCUUAGAAGUUCAUAAUAGACUUCUUCAGCUGCAGUAUGUCACUGCCCUGAAGCUGGACUCUUCAUCUUCAGGGGAAGGAGAAAGGCAUGGAGGACCAGCCCCCAGAAGUGCCCUCAAAUGAACCUUCAAGGCCAAUGCCCCCUUCUUCUCUGCCUGAGGAUGUGGCACUGCUGUCCUCUGGCAUGGAGGACUCCAUGGCAGAACACUCAGGAAGACCUAAGGCUCCUAUGCUCUGUCACAGUAGGAGAUGACUAGAGAAGGUUGGGCCCUGUACGUUGAAGGGUGUCCUGCAGCACAGGUGGUGAUAGCUGCACCUGCUCCUACUACUAAAGGGUUCAGCUUGUUGCUUGCUGGAACAAUUUGAGAGCUCUGAGUCCCCCCAAGAACAGAGCCUGAAUCUUGUCCCACCUUGCCUGGUGAGCCUUGCAUUGUCUUGCACCCUGAUUGGGUCUUGCCUUGUUACACUGCAGAUCAGUCUCUUAAGCUUAAGCCAAGAAAGAGUAUUCUCUAUAAGACUGAAUAUCAAUAUACAUAUCAAGACUUUGAGAUUAGACCACCGAAGAAGCCCGGAAAACUACUGUAUUUUUUGCUCUAUAAGAUUCACUUUUUCCCUCCUAAAAAGUAAGGGGAAAUGUGUGUGCGUCUUAUGGAGUGAAUGCAGGCUGCACAGCUAUCCCAGAAGCCAAAACAGCAAGAGAGAUUGCUGUGCAGCGAAAGCAGCGAUCCCUCUUGCUGUUCUGGCUUCUGGGAUUCAGAAUAUUUUCUCUCUCGUUUUCCUCCUCCAAAAACUAGGUGCGUCUCAUGGUCUGGUGCAUCUUAUAGAGCGAAAAAUACGGUAUCUUGGGUGUGUGCUACCUGCAAGCCCCGGUUAAAGGGCCCCAUUGGGGGCGAACAGCGGCCUCUUGAUUACUUGGACUGCCAGGGCGAAACAGGUGCAAAACGCCGGCACCCUGUUGUCUACAACUUCAUUAACAUCUAUCUACAACUCCACUAGCAUCUCUCGGUAUUGUGAAUAACACCAAACUUACCUUUUGUUGGUAUCUUCGUGAACUUAUCUAAAAGACUGAGUUAAGCAUUUGAAAAAUCUAUUGAAACCAGACGUUAUAAGUUCAUCUUAGGCUGGGUAGUCUCUGUGGCUUUGUUUAAUGUUUUGUAUUUUUCUCAGAAGGUUGAUAAAGAAUGUAUAAUUUGUUAUUCUGUGUAUAUUAAUUGCCAACGUGUUGCAUGAGUCGCACUACCUGUUACACUGCAGAGCAGAACACAAUGGGUGAAAGAACAGGUUGUAGUCUCCCACUUGCUGCACCUGGAGAAGCAUGGCAUACCUUGAUGCUCUCAACUGUGCCAGCCUGCGUGGAUCUACCUACACGCACACUCAAUAUGCAUCUGUCCCUGAGUGAUGGGGCUGAAAUCCAAGGAAUUAUUGCACAUGGGGGUGGCCACGUCCCUCGUUCUGACUCACAGGUACAUGCCUGGCUACCAUUAACAGGACUUUGGAACUCCCAAAGGAGAUGCUGGGUCCCUUUCCUUAUUAGCUUCAUGCCAACCCUGUAGAGUAGGUUAGGCUGAGGGUUGGUGCCUGGUCCAGGGUCUCCCAGUGAGCUUCAUGGUAAGAUUGGGGGUUUGACUCCUUGUCUCCCACAUCCUACUCUGGCAUUUUUUGCUGUUUUCAUUCGUAGCACCUCCAGCAAUUGCAUUUAAAAUUGUUUUUUAAAUUCUGUUUUUGAAAAAAACAAGUUUUUUUUAAAAUCACAAGCCCUGACUUUUUUUUUUGCUUUGUGCCUUUUUCCCCCUGAGCAAUUUUGACAUGUUCAUGGAAUGGGCAAUUUGUGGCUGUCACUUUUAUUCCUUUCAUCUCCAGGGAUUCCUCCUCUUUGGCUUUUUUUGUUAUGGUUUUGGGUGGACACAUGAAGCCAAAGGUCGUGUUCCAUUUUUAGAAGUGCUUAAGAAGAAAAAGGCUAUCCAAGGGGGUGCUCCGUUUUUUAAUUCUUGCUUUUUAAAUAUCCCAUUAAAACCAGCUGGGUUGCUUUCCUUAGAUGGUGCUUUUUAAAGUGUCUGAACCAGUGCUUUUUUCUGGGGGAAGCAGGGGUACGCAUACACCUAAACAUUUUGUGAAUUUAAGUUUGGCCUCAUUGAGGGGCAGUAUUUCAAUAUGAGUAGGAAAAUGAGAGUACCCCUAAACAUUUUUAAAGAAAAAAGCACUGGUCAGAACACAUCUGGGCCAAUCCUGCUAGGCAGACAUUUUUACUCUUGUUCUGUUUAUUUCACCUAUUGUUCAAUAAUAAUUUCAUUUAUGAAUAUUCAUUUUUUAUUAUUUUAGAUCAUUGCAGACUAGGGAUGAUCAGAAGACAGAUGUGGAUCAUAGAUGGUGGAUCAUAGAUGGUAGAUCAUAGAUGUGGAUCAUAGAUGGUAGAUCAUUCACAGAAUAAUAGAAUAUUAGAAUUGGAAGGGAUAUCAAGGGUCAUCUAGUCCAACCCCCUACAACUCAGGAAUCUCAACUAAGGCAUUUUGGACAGAUGACCAUCCAACCUCUGCUCAAAAACAUCCAAUUGUCAUGAAUGAGCCAGCCCCCAUGUAAGGUUUACAGUCAGAUCCCAGGGAUGGUUUGCAACCAGCUGAAGGAAGCAGCCAGGAACAGAGAGGGUUAACUGCCAGGCAGGAUGAGCAUUGAUGAGUGCCAACUUGGAAUGUGAAUUGAUAAGGGAAUGACUGAGAGCAAGUCAGAACCCUGCCAAAGCUCUUGAGAAGUGAAAAAUGCCGCAAACAGUGAAGGAAGCAGUUUAUCAGGCGAGAAAGAGCUAAGAGACAGCCCCUCAGAGAAUAGGGAAGAGGUGGGAGCUGACUCUCUCAGUCCAAGGUCUUGGCGAAUGGGAGGACUCCAAGAUAGGAAGCAAAACAAGAGACGUCAGAAGAGAAAGUUCAGUUGCUUCUGGUCUCGCAGGAAGCAGUCUUCAGAAGGGUCAUCAUGACUGAUGAGGCUGGCGGGUUGUUAGAGCCGUCCGGCGAACUCUGUUUUUUUUUUGCAAUACAUCUUCCUUUUUAAUUAACUAGCUUGCUGUGUUAUCAAGAUGGAACUGGGACUCCUGACACCAAUGAAGAAGAGUCCACCUCCUUCCAAGGGAGUCUGUUCUACUGUUGAACAGCUCCCACCACCAGAAAGUUGUUCCUGAUGUUUAGUCAGAAUCUCCUUUCUUGUAACUUGAAGCCAUUGGUUUCUCUGGGUGACUUGCACAGCGCAUCAAGAGUUUACUGACUCCCAAUUGUUUAACAAUAGCAGCAACAAAAUGAUGCUCCCGCUACAACCCCCACCCCCAAUUAUACAGCUGAAAUUAAGAAAGCUUUAUGUGAUCAGGAAUGGAUUUUUGUGUGGAACUGGGCUCAGACUUUAAUUCUAAAUGUAUGUCUUUUGCAUCUGACUGAUUGGUAGAUCUUGGAUUCUAGCAAAAACAAUCACCACAACAUAAAUCCCACAAGCCCAGAGGCUCCCCCAGACAUUGUUAGACUACAGCUCCCAUCAGCUUCAGUCAACAUGGUUAAAGGUCAGAGAUGAUGGGAGUUCUAGACCAGGGGUCAGCAAACUUUUUGAGCAGGUGGCCGGUCCACUGUUCCUCAGACCUUGUGGGGGGCCAGACUAUAUUUUUUUGGGAAAAAAUGAAUGAAUUCCUAUGCCCCACAAAUAACCCAGAGAUGCAUUUUAAAUAAAAGCACACAUUCUACUCAUGUAAAAACACACUGAUUCCAGGACCAUCCAUGGGCCGGAUUUAGAAGACGAUUGGGCCAAAUACGGCCUUAGUUUGCCUACCCAUGUUCUAGACCAACAACAUCCAGAGGUCCACAAGUUGUCCACAUCCCUGCUUUAUAGCCCUUCCUGGAUCACCACUGGCCACCCUUAACUGUUAUACCUGGAAGCCCCUUACCUGUUCUAAACUUAUGUUCCAAACAGAAGUUCUCGCUUGUGUUUCUGCAUGUAGGGGAAACUGUGCACAGAGCUAUAAGUUCCCAGUCUAGCCACAGCCAAGGAAGUUUGAGGAAAAGCUUUAAUUGGAGUCAUUUAGCGAUGGAAAUAAGUUACCUUGGGUGGAUGUAGAGCUUGCUUCUCUGGAAGAUGAAUAGAAGGAUGUGGUAACAGUUGCUGCAGUGUUCAAAGUAUAAUGCAUAUUGACCCAGUACAGAGUACUGAAUGGUUUCGUCUAUAUGGACGUGUGUGCAUUUUGGGUUGCUGAUGUGUUAUUUAGGAGCCAGGUAGAUUUUCUAGAAGCUAUCCAUGGUCCUGAACCAUCGUCUUAGUUCUUGUCCAAGGGCCUAGCCUUAGCUUCCUUUCUAUUCUAGAACUCUUGGCCUGUUGGUCUCCAUCUUUCUUGGGCCAUCGCCAUCACUAGAUAGCAGAAAACCCAAUGGAUCAGAACAACAAGCAAACAGAGGAAGAUGCCUGAUACUAGGUAAAAGUGUUGAUUCAUCCAGCCAGGGCUUUUUUUCAGCUGAAACUCACAUGAACUCAAUUCUGGUAACUCUCAGGUUGGCGCCAUUGCCAUUAUAAGAGAACAAGAGAGGUGUUCAUGGUGAGUUCCGGCAGCUCUGUUUCUAGAAAAAUAGCACUGCACCCAGCCCAGACUUUUCUACACUAUCUGGAGUCUCACUUACUCCCUGACUCUUGUAACUGAAGAUGAUAGGGAUUGAAUCUGACACUCUCUGUCUAUGAACCACCUCUGAUCUACCUCUGAAGUCCAGUCCCUUCCCAUAGCUCAGUGAGGGGUGCUGGCCAGGUCACCCCUCCCUUCUGGCUGAUGCCUUUUGCAGCAUGAAAUGAGACUGCCCGCCUGUGCCUGAUGAGUCAGAAGAAGUGAUUAGCUGCGCGCAAGGUGCCAGUUCUGACUCAGCAGGAGCCCUUGUGAAAAAAUGAAAAGAUCACGCCAGAAUUUUCUGCAGUUCUGUCACGUCAUGCAAGGUGUCUGCUGGUCAGAAGCAGAGCCUUCUGCACUGCUAAGCAUUAAACCAGGUGCUGCUUCCCACAGUAGCAGGAUGCGAUCUUUUUCAGCCUGGUUUGGGGUGGGGUGGGGGAGAUUCUUCUUGGCAGCAAGGAUGGCAGAGCUUGUCUAUAUUCACCACCUGAUCAGUUUGGCAAAGAAGGAUUUGACAUCUCAUGCUGAGGGUAGCUGUGAUGGAAAGGUGCUGGGUCAGCCUCCUGGAAACCUAGAAGACCAAUCAGGGCUGGUUAGAGCAUCAGUCAAUCAGAAGGGUCUGGCAAGUCCAAAACAUUAGAAAGUUACAGCUAAACUGUCAGAUAGGCAUAAGUUAGGGCUUGGAAAAGCCACCUAGAUAGGGACCUGGGAAGAGAGGAACCUGUUCUGAUAGGAAAUAGGGAUUAGCUAGGCAACCUGCUUCAAUUCCCUGAGGAAAAGUAAAAAUCCCAGAAGGACUGGGAGAGUGCUGUUUGUGUAGGAAUAUCAAUAGCUAUAUUAGGUGAAAAAUAGGCUAUCCUGAGAUUUAAAUAAGGGCACUGAAUAAAGUUUUGAAGUUUUCUGUAUUGUGUAUACCUGAAGUUAUGAAUUGUGCCUCUCAUGAGUAACCAUCAAACUUAAAGCCCUCACUGAGUAUAAUUAAAUAAAAAAUCUAUAGUUUUGUUCCAGAAGUGUCUCUUCUUUAAACUGAACCUCUGGGUGUGGGGAUAAGUGGACUCAGGGCAUCCUUCCCAUAAGUAAAACUCCUGGCUGCAGUAUAAUAAAGAGGUGCUACCACAAUCAGCUAAAACAGACCUCUCUAAUGUUAUUAACGUGGAGAGUUGAAACUUUUAAACACCCAGGAAUUGUUCACAUUACUCAGGUGCCAUCUUGAGUGGGGAGUCGGUAGCUAUCACAGGAAUAUAAAAAGGUACCGUAUACCAGCUUAGAGUAUUUCUCUAUCUAGUCCAGUAUUGUCUACUUUGACUGGCAGUAGCUCCCCAGAGUAGGGACUGCUACCCAAUCCUUUUAUCUGGUAUGUCAGGAAUUAGAUGUAAAGCAUAUGCUCUGUCACUGAGUUAUAAGUGCAGAGAGACUUUGCCCCAAGCUACUGUCAUCAGGAUACAAGUGGGAGCCUUUGGCCCCUUGCUUGGAUUAAAUAUAUAUAUAUAUAUAUGCUGGUUUUUUAAAAAUAAAAAUGGCUUUACUCACUUUAAAAAGGUCUGAAAAUUGCUAAGUUUGAGCAGAUAUUUAUCUAAGUUAUUCAGUGAGCUGUGGAUUGCAUGCUCCAUUGUCGAGUGCAGAGUUUUAAAUGUUUUUCGGGCUGAGUUAUUCACUGCAUAAGAAAUUAUGAAUCAUUUUGAAUACUGAAUAAAUUUGAGCUUGCAAUCUGUUAGGGGAGAAUAAAUGAACAGGAAAAAGGGCAAAAUAUGUCGAAUAGGUUCUGCUCUGCAUUAUUCACUCGGUUUGUUGACAUGAGAAGUUCAGAACUGAUGAACCAAAUAUGAUAGACUGCACCUCAUUUUCAUAUCUGUGCAUUGUUUAGUAUUUUUGAUUGGGUGCCUAUCUUUUGUUUCGUUUAGAACAUGCGUGCAUGUGUGAGAGCUCAUGAACCAACUGAAUGUGGAUUGUGACCAUGAUAAUAAUAGCACUAUAAACAGCUGACGGGUCCAGUCUCUUAUCCACAACUCAGUGCUAUCAUCAUCAUUGCAUGCAAAACAUGGGCUCUGCCACUGAACUAUGGCCCAUGGAACCCACUUUCUGCAAAUCUAUAGGGCUGUAUCAGUUGGGAGAGACACUGCUGCAGCUCCUAUAUUACCCAGAAGAAUAUAUAUACAUAUAUGGUAGCUCAGACCAAAGCCAUUUCCAAAUCAACACCCUAUCUGACUCUUGCCAGGUCCAGAUUAUGGAGGGUUUAGAGAGGGAUGGUGCACAUACUUGCUUUCUCUGAUGGACCCAACUCCAAAGAUGGACCCAGGGGAGUCUUUAGCAUAUGUGCCGCCGGGGUGCAAAGAUCCACCCAGCGCCCCCAAGUCUGACAAGUGUCACCGUUGUCACCGCAGGUCUUUUGUAAAUGAGCGCACAAAGUCGAAAGUCCUUUAGUGAAACAGUAGGUAUAUCUGUAUUUUGUUUUUCUACCUUGAUCAAAAUUAUGUAUUAUUUCAUAACAGGUAGAUAGUUAAGAGCUUAGGCGGCUUCAGCGGCUGGUGCCUGGCAUCCCCCAGAAUUUGGCGUCCGGGCACCCCGCACCCCUUGCACCCCCGGGUAAAGACGGCCCUGGAUGGACCAAACUUUUACAGAAGGCAGGAGCCAGGGAAAUGUCUGGUCCAUCAAUUCUCUGAGACAUGUGUGGAAAAGGUGCUAGAUGCUAGCUUCCUCAGUCAGAAAAGUGGUUAAAAUAUGGAUUUCACAUUACACUAAAUGCAGGACUUCCUGUCUCACCCUUGACAGCCUCUAAUGUAUACAGAAUUCACCAUGUAAUGUGGUGCAUUUUACACAUUACAGCUGAUGCCCUGCUCUAGAUGGGGAACCCGAGAUGGGGGAGGGGCAAAUAUAGCCCUUCCGACCUCUCUAUCUGGCCCGCAGGACUCUCUCCUGGUCACACACCCCUCAGAGCUCCUGCUGUGCACCUUCCCCCAAAUGCUUUUGCCUGGCUGGGAUGUGUCAUUGAAUUGUGAUCAUAUCUCUUCCUUUCCUGGAUGGGGGGAAUGUAUGUGGUGUAUGUGUAGAAACCUUUGGAUUUUGUGUGGCUAGUACAGGCUUCCUCAACCUCAGCCCUCCAGAUGUUUUGAGACUACAACUCCCAUCAUCCCUGACCACUGGUCCUGCUAGCUAGGGAUCAUGGGAGUUGUAGGACUAAAACAUCUGGAGGGCCGAGGCUGAAAGCCUGGGCUAGAAUGUAGCCAAAGGUAAGUAUCAUGGAAUCAUAGAACUGUAGAGUUGGAAGGGACCACAAGAUUCAUCUAGUCUAACCCUCUGCAAUGCAGGAAUCUUUCACCCAACAUGGAGAUCAGGCCCACGACCCUGACAUUAACAGUCUCAUGCUCCGUCAACUGAGCUAUCACAUCUAUGGCUCUGCUCACUUUCCCCCCCCUGGCAUACGGACCCCAAAACUUUUCCUACAAGGGAGCUUCAGGUUGAAAAGGGUCUCCUACCCCCGCUCCACAACUUCAGUGCUGAGAGGGGUGGGUUGGCUACUGAAGACAGAACCAUGUUUGUGGUGACACCCAGGCAUUGGAACAGCUUCCUGGGCUUUAUUUGUUAUGUCUGCAUUUUUAACUUUAAGGCAUCAGUUCGCCUCCCCCGCCGCCGCCAACUUAUUAUUUGAAGCUUUUGGUAAUGUUUGACUGCUCCAUGAGCUUUCACUGUUACGUUUGCAUCCUUGUCUCUCUUCAGUGCACAUUUUAGUAUGAUUUCUUUAAAAAAAAAAAAGACGAUUUCUCAGAAGACACUUGGGAGGCCUAUAUAUUUAUUUUUAGUAAGGUGGCAUAUAAAUUGUAAUUUAAAAACAUAAUUUAUUACACUUUCCCAGCCAACCUUUCAGGCAUUUAAAAACCAGAAACUCAAUACAGUCACAGAGAUUUAAAAUGCAUUUAAAAAUGAAAGGAAAAUAGUAAAUUGUACAGCGUACGUGGUCAGCACCAACAAUAAAGUCAGAUUCCAUUUUAAGAGAACAGUGGGUGCCUGAUGGAUUGCUAUUAGAUAUUUUAAAAUCAAUAAAUAGACUCACCAUGGAGAUGCUGAACUGGUAGGAAGUGUAAGGUGCCACACAGUUCUAAAUUCUGAUUUGGCAAGAUUAGUGCCAUUGUGGCAUUUUUUUAAAAAAGGGAGCGUGAAAUCAGCCCCCUUCAACCUAUAGAGCAUGGGUGAGCAGUUUACCCCUCAAAGAGCUACAGUCCCCAUUAUUUUCAGGGGGAAACCAUUUGCUUUGAAUGUGCUUGAAAUGUAUGGCAUGCAUACAUCAGAUUAUUGUAUUAGGCUAUAAUGCAGGCAGCGAGAUAGCAAAAAGUUUCCUAGCAUGGCAAUGAAGCAUGGGAGAAAUGGCUCCAGCUGCCAAGUUUAGAAAUGGAGUAAACUGCCCAGUAUUGAGUUAGACUAUUGGUCCAUCUAGUUCAGUAUUCGUUACACUGACUGGUCCCAGUUCUCCAGGGUUUCAGUCAGCCUUACAGGGACUGAACGUAAGUCCUUUUGUGUGCAAAGCAAAUGCUUUGCCACGCAGCUACCGCUUGCUAUAAAAGGCACGGUAAGAGCAGUCUCUGCACUUAUAUGUUGUAUAAGGGCCACAUCCACCUAUGGCCAACCCUCCAGGGGCUGCAUGCCAAUACUGGCCAUGGCACUCACCAGCACCAACAGAGGACACCACCUCUGACCGCCCCAGUGGUGAGCCUACUUUAUUAUUUUUUCUUUCACAAUUGAUGAGGUCCUACAGGAAAAUUUGUUUGGGCGGGGGAUGCUCAGGCCAGGGGUUACCUACUUACCGGUAAUCCUGAUUUGAAAGGUGGCAAGCCCUUACGGUUCCCCAUAUACAUACAUGGGACCCCUUAAAGCAGUUGGUUCUUCUUCACCACUACUAUCAUAUAUGUAUAUGGAAUAAACUAGGAUGCUUUCCUGCCUCCAGAGAGGCCACAUCUCUGCCAGGUCAGCCAUAUGUUUCCCAAAUGUUGCUGUUAGACUAUAGAGAAAAGUCCAUUAAUUGCACCGACGGAUGUUGCCUGUGCGUAAUUUCCAUAUGUCAUUCUUGAAAGCAAGCCCAAUAGUUAAGAGAAAGUGGGUUUGUCUACAGGCUCUCUCUCUCUCUCUCUCUCUCUCUCUCUCUGUGUGUGUGUGUGUUUGGGGAGAAGUCUUGGUUGAAAGAACCAGAAGAAGAGGAGUUUGGAUUUGAUAUCCCGCUUUAUCACUACCCGAAGGAGUCUCAAAGUGGCUAACAUUCUCCUUUCCCUUCCUCCCCCACAACAAACACUCUGUGAGGUGAGUGGGGCUGAGAGACUUCAGAGAAGUGUGACUAGCCCAAGGUCACCCAGCAACUGCAUGUGGAGGAGCGGGGAAGCAAACCCAGUUCACCAGAUUACGAGUCUACCACUCUUAACCACUACACCGCACUGGCUCCACUACACCAGAGCAGCAACAUACCUUCUUCAGUGGUGUUUCUCAAAUGUGUCCGAGUUUAACCACAUUUCUGUUCCUCUGAAUGCAUUAAAAUAGAAGAAUGUUUCAUUCCUACAAUUUAAAAUAAUAGAAUAGUAGAAUUGGAAGGGCCAUCUAGUCCAACCCCCUGGAAUGCAGGAAUCUUCUGCCCAACAUGGGGCUCAGACCCACAGCUCUUGAGAUUAAGAGUCUCAUGUUCUACCAGCUGAGCUAUGCAGCCUGAAAUUGUAAGGAUCUGGUACAGGAGUGGCAAAACCAGUGACCCUUCAGAUGUUGGACUUCCAUCAGCCACAGCCAAAUGACAUCUUUCCAAUGCCCUCUCUAUGAAGCUCAGGAGCUUUCCCAGGCUGGAGUCCUCCUUGGCACCUGGUCUGCAACUUCCUUGAGUGCUUUUCCCUGGCUGAAAUGUGAGCAUGUCUCUUGCUUGCAUAGAUGGCGGUGUCUUUGUGUUAUAACCUUUGGUUAUCGUUAUUUUGUGCAUGCCUGGAAUGUACCUUACUGUAGAAAGGGUCAGAGUCAUAUCUGUUGUCCCACCCACUUUUGCCUGUGGCCCUGCCCGCCAGUGGCAUGCGGCCUCUGCGAGGUUACCUUUGGGGUAAUGUGGUUGUUGGCCAUAGAAAGAUUCCUCGCUCUGUCCUACACCUUGUACAGCUUUAUAAGUGAUUUCUGUGGAUCGGUUGCGUUUGCAUGAACACAUCCAGCCCGCAGAACAAACACCUCCUGCCCACUACUUGAGAGUUCCUUCGCAUUGCAAAGCACAUUCAGAUGCCAAGUAAAUAGGUUUGGCUCUGCACGUCUUCCCUUUUCUAAUCAUUCCCCUCCCUUUCCUCGCUUUCAUUCUGGCUAAUUUACCAUAGCUCUGAUCAAGAAAAAUCUCAAUUUCCCUCUCUGCUGGAGCUCCCUUUUGCCCUUCUCGUGGUAUUAUAUUAUUUGUCUAGCUUUUGCCAUUGAUGGGAAAACAAAUUCAUUUGAAGAAGAAAUAAACCCCGAUGCAUUAAAUUGAGGCCGAUGUACAAACCUGGAGCAACUGUUUCGUACCCUUAAUGGAAAGGAGAUUACAAUUCAUUAUUGGGCAAAGGAAUUUGAACAGCGUUCCCAGGCUUCAUAGGCUUCUGUAUCUCCACAAGCACUGCUGCUUCUGCACAAUUGUUUUCUGUCACCAUCUAGGUCCAGCCAGGCAGGGAGGGGGGAGACAUAGCUCAGAGCACAGGAAUGGCAGGCAGAAGGCCCCAGGUGAGGUCCCUGAGAUCUCAGGUGAAACUGGUAUGAGUGAGGCAACAACCUGUGACCCUGGAAUCAAAUAUAGCUCUGAGAUCUAUAUCAAGACUGGCCAAUGUGGUGCCCUUCAGAUGUUGCUGGGUGACAACUCCCAACAGCCCCAGCCAGUGUGGCCAACAAUCAAGGCCAAUGAGACUUGUAGUCCAAUGACAUCUGGCUAGCCCUUCUCUAUGCAUGUGUGGCUUUGGCCCCACCCACCACCAGCCUGCAAUCCCCAAGAGAUUACCCUAAUGCAAUGUGACCCGUGAUGGGGAAAAGCUUGCUGCUCCGGCACCAGGUUAAAUGGAUCCCAGGCAGCAGGGCUUAAGAAAAGUCUUCCCUGGGAUGCUGAUAAAUCAAUACUAGAUGGAUUGGUAUUAGUAUUAUUCCAACUGGCACUGAUUGCCCCAACCACUCUGAGCAGCUUCCAACAAAAUAUAAAAAACACAAUAUAAAUAUAAAUACACAGAGCUGGGCCAUAUAGACCAGUAAUCUAACAACAUAGCAGCUCCAUGUACUUCAACCCCAUCCCUCUUUCUGAGCAGGACUUUGAAACACUUCUGAGAGCAAUAUCCUAGUCAAGGCACAGGGAAGAGGAGUGUGUGUGUGUGUGUGUGUGUGUAGGCAUUGCAGUCCUCUGCCUCCAGGCUUCUGAGAGUUCCGCUGCUUCUGUAACCUGCAUGAUUGGUUGCUCCAGGCUGCCACCACAUUGUGAGUUUACCCUUUAUCACUCACAUUACAUGUAGCUCUAGCCCAAUCUAAGCAUAGGCUGCCCAUGGCCCAUAUAGAACUCGAUCGUCUUGAAUGUAGAACUCGAGUGUAUGUAGUUUUCAACUUGGUUUUAGCCAUUUGUGCAUUGCUAGAUGGGGGAUGUGUUGAUCUGUAUACUUGUACGGAGACAGGUCAGCUCUCCAUCUUCCCCAUACUGCAUACUGAGGCUUCCCAAGCACUCAGGGUCCCUGUUCCUUUCCAUUUCGUUUGCCAUGUUGAUCCAGCUAUGCACACAGUCAAAAAAGUUUGUUGUGAAGUACAGCGACACAGCCAAAAGCCUGAGUGAAUAAAUAGCUCUUCUGUUUGCUCUGAAAGCUUCUAAGACUCAAUGUCAGUCGAUACUGUGUGUGGGUGUUAUUGCUGGCUAGAAAUGAUCUUGCAGACACACCAAAUAACCACAACAUAGACUAAUAUAGCAUUAGUCUAUGACCCCACAGGCACCAUUGCAGACACUGCCCAGGUCCCCAUAUGUUAUAUUUCAAGAGUUGGCAAUCCUUCACUGCAUUGACCUUUGUUGGUCACAGAAGUUGUGCAGGCCUGAUCUACAGGCACUCAAGGCACUUACGCAGCUAAAGGUAGAGUGAAUACACAAGAACUGAGUUGAUGGAUGUUGUACUCCAGAACAUCUGGAGGACUCUAGGCUGGUGGCGACUGCUCUACUGUGCUCCAGGCAAAGCCUACCACUCAGUAGACUAGACGAUACUUGACUCGAUGGAUCACAGGUCUGAUUUUGUAUGCCACUGUAUCCUGGAGAAAUCCAGCAUGCACACAACCAAUAUAUGUAGGAAUAACAAGAAGCACAGAUGAAAAACAAAACAAAAUGGAAGCCCCCACAGUAACUGGGUAAAGUGGCCCAUUCAACUAGGGAUUUUCUGAGAGACAGAGCUUACAAUUGUAUGUGUCUUUUAUUGCUAAAGAUGACAUUUUCUCCACUGUUGCUCAUUCACCAUUGUCCCUGCCAGCUGACUGCCUCACUGCUGCCAGCUGUGUUUUUUUGCUACUGUGGACCAGAAUAUUAAAGCUGCUCUUAAGAUAAAGAAAGAUUAAACAACCAGCUAGUGCAGAGACUAGGAGACAGGGGAGGGGCUGGGAAGUUGGACGAGAGAAGGCAUUUAAGAACUCAUAACCCGAAAGAACUGCUCAUGAACAUACGAGAGACAGGGGAGGUGGGGAGAUGCAUGCAGCCACCUUGAAACAAGAUUUUGAUUUUGCACCAAAGUGCCAUAGGGAAAGUGAGCUGGACAAGUUGCAUCCAUCCCCCUGGAAAUUACUCAGCCAUACUUUUGCUGUGCAAUGUCUUUGUAGUGGAACAUUUCUGCCAUCUCGAAUCUUGAACUGCCUUGCUCAGUGGCAGUUUGAUAGGGGCUUGAGCGUUUAUUUUUCUGUUUUGGUGAAAGACUGCAGAAUUUCUAACUGGGAAAUGAGAGCUGUUCUGCUCCAGAAGGAAACUAUUUAUAAUAGCAGAUGGAAAUGGAAAAUGGAGGUGGGCAGGGAGGGAGAAGGAGAGACCGAUAGAUUGCUGCUUUCUCCCAGCAUCUUAAAAAUAACACCCUCCACUCCUAAGACAAAACAACCCAUGUGAUUGUUCAUGUUGAUUCAUAUCACUUGCUCAUAAAACAAACCUCUCUGCCUUCCACUAAGGACAUUAGUUUAGCAGCACUGACAGAGCUUAGAAGGAAACUCAUUUCAAUAGCAAUUUAUAGCCCUUGAUUCACUCAUUCAUCCCCCUACCCCAAAAACCCCCAAGUAUGGGUUGUGGAUUCAUUUUAUUGCUAAUUUUCUUUGGAAAGUCAUAAAAGCAGUACUGUGUUUAUGAAAAGAAAGCUGAUAUAGUCAAUGCUACACGAUUUCCUUAUGUACUAGCUACUUGAUAAAUGUUUCACCAUUCCUAGAAUCUAGAAGACAAGCCUGUAUUGUUAUAGAUUGGUAUGACCAGUGUUUUUCUUCUAGGAAAAAAAAGUGCUGGUACUGCAUACCUUUGAGUACCCUCAGAGAAAAAGCACUGGGUAUGACAAAGGCGAAAUACCUAGUGGGGAGAAGAGGAAGCUUCUGUUAUUCUGCACCAGCCUAGAAUCAAGCAAUCUAUAUAUUGUCAGUGCCUGGAUGCCCAGUUCCCAAAGACCCUUAAUUUCUUGGGGAGUGGAAGAUCAGAUCAACUGUUUUGUCCUAGACAUUAUGCUUUUGACUGGUUCUGAGAAUUUGCCUGAGGAAUUGUCUUUUGGCAUCAUUAACUUUUCUGUCAAUGGCCUGUCAGCUUUUGAAAUUGUUGACACAGGCCAUUGAUACAAUCGCUCUGUGGCACCCGCUCAACAUACAUCUGGUUGUUUUCUCGUCCUCCUCCACAUCUAACACUUACUAAGCACUGAACAUAGAUUAAAAUAUAAGACAGGCACUGUGAAUAGGCUUGCAAUCAAGUAGACAUGACACAAAAGAAAAAGGGUAUGGGAAGGGAAAAGAAGAGAAAAGCAAGCAGUGGAACAGUUUCUCUUUCACUGGCCAAUGGAUGCAGCCAUGUUGGUCACUCCCUUGCCAUUGGGGCCUUGGCCAGUGGCAGAAUUCAAAGUAUGAAUGAUUUAAAGCUGAGAAAAGCACCUUUGGUGAGGGGGACUCCACCGCCAUCAUAUGCAUCCUUCUCUGGCAGUUUGCUUAUGGAGAAUAAUGGAUAUUAAAGCAAGAACAGAAAAGGUGGAAGCCUUAUGCUGAAUCUAACUGACCAUCUCAAAUCAUCUUGAAUACAUUUGAUGUGGCAGUGCUGGUGCUAAAAUGUCCUUUGUCCUUCACUGUUGUGUCUGUGCAAUGCUGUAGACCCAAUUCUGUAGACCCAUUAUAAGACAGGAGGGGACCUAUAUAGCCUGGUUUUCCAUGUUCAGAUGUUGUGAUGCCACGGGCCCCUUGCAGUAUUCACAGGCAUUUGGUGGAUGAAACCAUUCACAACCACUACAACUUAUAUACUUCUGCUGAAGCUAAGUCUGAAACAGAAUCAUCUACAGCAGAUGCAUGCCAUAUUUGCUUGGGUCACUGUGUGUUGCUGUAACCCCAGGAUCCUGACAGUAUAUUUGGCCAGUCACUCUUUCACUUGUCUCCUGCAAACAUGCUGCAGCCAGCAGGAGAGACGUGGACUGUUGCCUGUGGAAGUUAUGAAUGCCUCUCUUCAUGAAAUGAAGGCUGCAUCCCAUUUAAAAACUUGCUAUUUUAAGAUGGGUAGUCUCAGGAUAAUGUAGGAAAAAACAAUGGCAUUCUGUGCUGGAGGAUAUAUUUUGCAAUGUGUCACAUGAUAAAUGUAUGCACAGUUUUUUAGUGCCAUUUAUUAAAAGGAAGGCAUGACAACAUUUACUGACCAUAUGCUCUGGAGCAGGGGUCAGCAAUCAUUUUCAGCCGUGGGCCAGUCCACCGUCCCUCAGACCAUGUGGUGGGCUGGACUAUAUAUUCAUUUUUUGGCUGGGGUGGGGGAAAUGAACAAAUUCCUAUGCCCCACAAAUAACCCAGAGAUGCAUUUUAAAUAAAAGCACACAUUCUACUCAUGUAAAAACACACUGAUUCCCAGACCAUUCUUGGGCCAGAUUGAGAAGGUGAUUGGGCCACAUCUGGCCCCCGGGCUUUAGGUUGCCUACCCCUACUCUGGAGUAACCAUGAUAAUAUCAGUGACAACACAUCAGUAUAAUUGAGCAGCAUAUUGUUCCAGUGAGAUGUGAGCAUAUAGAAAGUUUUCUACUGGCCAGCAUUGGCAUGUAUUGAGGAGCUGUCCAGUGCUGAAGUACCCCAAAGGCUAAUCUUUCAUAAUUCAUCAUCAGUAAUCUGCCACACAUACCAUUAUGACUGUACUGGCAUUUUUGACGGCAAAGAAGUAAGCAUGAAGAAUGAAAGCUGAUGUUUAUUAUAUAUAAAAAAGGUAUAUUGCAUCUUCAGAAGAGCAUAUAAAAAAGAGCCCACAUCCCCAGGAAAAGCUAAUCAGGAAUUAAUCACUUAGGCAUGAAUAUUUUAAAAUCAGCACUUGCAUUCCAAUAGUAACAUGCCUUCAAAAACCUCAAAGUACUGUACAGUCUCUGUGGAUAAGCUGAACAGUUUUUAAUGACCUUUACAGGCACUCAGGUUGGUCAAAGGAAGGUACAGCUGUGUUGAAACUGCUCUACAUGGUUUCUGCCUUUUUGUCACUUACUGAAAACACCAUCAAUUUUUAAAAACCUUCUUUUAUUCCCCCCAUUAAAAAAACCUUUUUGCUCAUGUUCACAAAUGCCAUUAUAUGAUGAAGACAUUUGUCUGCACCACUGUUGUGGGACAAUGUCGUCGCACUGCUUGUGAUUGGCUGAUGAAGGGUUCAUGGAGGUGUUCACAGAAUUAAAAAGCCAAUAACAUCAAUGAAGCCAGAAACCACAGCGAAAGGAGCAGGAACACAGCAGAAAGAGGUACCAGAAUAGAAUAUAGAAAGCUGGUGGUGCCAAAUCAGGCUUGGCCAAAUCUCAGAAGUUUGGAAACUUUAGGCAAACAUUCUGCCCACAUUUUCUUUUUACCUUGAAAACCAGCAGGCAACAUGAAAUAUUUAUUUAUUACAUCCAAAUCCUACCUUUCCUCCAAGAAGCUCAAGGUAGUGUACAUGAUUCUCCGUUCCCCAUUUUACCCACACAACAACCCUGCGGUGUAGGUUAGGCUGAGAGACCAUGAUUGAUUUAAGAUCACCCACUGAGCUUCAGAGUGGGGAUUUGAACUCUGGUCUCCUAGGCCCUUAGGGAUGUGGGUGGUGCUGUGGGUUAAACCACAGAACCUAGGACUUGCCGAUCAGAAGGUCGGCGGUUUGAAUCCCCGCAACGGGGCUCCCAUUGCUCGGUCCCAGCUCCUGCCAACCUAGCAGUUUGAAAGCAUGUCAAAGUGCAAGUAGAUAAAUAGGUAAACGAUGGGAAGGUAAACGACGUUUCCGUGCACUGCUCUGGUUCGCCAGAAGCGGCUUAGUCAUGCUGGCCACAUGACCCGGAAGUUGUACGCCGGCUCCCUUGGCCAAUAAAGCGAGAUGAGCACCGCAACCCCAGAGUCGGCCACGACUGGACCUAAUGGUCAGGGGUCCCUUUACCUUUACCUUACUCCUAGGCCCUAGUCCAAGUCUAACCAUUACAGUAUUGUAGUACAGUACAAUACAACAACAGUACUGACAAUAUUCCCAGCUCUUUGAGAGUUUAUCACUGCCUACUUAUCCCCCUUUCCCCCUUUGCUCAAAGACAGGAAGAAUCUAUCCCGGACAUUUCUUUCUGCUUGUUACGGAGUAUCAAGGGAUCGCCCUCUCUGCCUUCCCUUCCUGUGCUGUUUGCUCACUCAUUCGUAUUGGAACAGCUAUUAGAAACUCAUUGGGGUUUCAUAUUGCUGAGGUUUCUUCUUUUUAAUCUAAUAAAUUAUGAAGAGCUGACCUGCAGGCUCACGCUCUCUGAAAGCUCCUCCCGGGGAGAUAAUUUCUUGUUCAACUCCCAGCCAUGUUAAUAAGGCUUGUGCCAGAGGGGUUCUCCACCGAUUAUGCCAUUAUAUCAAAGGAGUUGGGGGUGGGAAUAAAAAUAUGUAACUAACACAUGUAUACUUUUUUUUUUUUUUUUAAAUGCCCCUUUAUAGACAGACCUUACUUAAGCACACACAUAUAUAUAUAUAGUUCUCUCCAGUGUUGAAUAACUUUGUCUAUGAGCCCCUCGGUCUUUAUGUCUUCCUGUGCAUUAUACACAAGACAGUCUUUUAUUAAAAGAGCUGAAUUUGCAAACUGUAGGCUUUGCUCAGGGUGGAGGGAGAUGAUAUUGGCAAAAUUACGCAAAGGAUUUCAAAGGUUUGUUCAAGCAUCAUGUUGGAUGUUCAGUACUCUUGAGUAUUUCAACAACCGUGCAACAAAAACCUAGACAGCAGUCCUUUGCCCACUUUCAGUACUCAGAUUACUCCUCCUCCUGUAUAUGCCAUUGUAAACAUCAAGAGCUAGGAUUGCACAGAGGUAAAAAAAAACACCUAUGUGACAAAUCAGAAUGUGCUCAGUUCAGUUUUUGCUUUAGCCAUUAAGCAGUCUGAGAUAAGUCACAGUUUCUCUGCUGCAGCCCCCGCAAUGGGGAGCUGAAUACUAGUCGACAUUACAGAGUUGUUGUGAAGAUUACUGUGAAAGCAUGAAGUACUGUUAUCAUUCUAAAGUACAAUACCAGUGGGUUGUUGUUUUUUAAAUCUUCAACAUAUCUUGUCCAAAGCCCUGUUCAAGAAUUACUUACAUACUGGGCAUUUUUGGAUAUUGUUUUUCCUUAAUUAAAAAAAUGACCUCUAUGUGGCUUAUAAAUCAAAACACAUUGAUAGGAAUUACAAAACAACAACAGAAGGUAAGAAUUCCCCAUGCAAAUGGGACUUCUGCAUUAUCAGGGUUUUCAGUUGCAGGGAGGAUGCUUUGCAUUAUUAAAAAAACAGCAAUUACAAUGUCAUUGUAAUCAGUAUACAAUACAGAAAGUGUGGAGCAGUGGUUCCAGCACCCCACCACCACCCUCACGGGGCUACUUGAAUAUAGCUAAGGGUCUUGUCGGAAAAUUUAAUGAUUUUUCUGCCUGUUGUAAUGGUAAUGCUGUGCUAGAUGCUAAGUGUUUUUUGUUUUUUAAAAAAGAAAUAUGUACAAAAUUCAAAUUUCAAUAUAAUAAAAUGCAAUAAGAAAUAAACAAAGCAAUACAAAUACAAUUUAAAAUCCAAAUGAACAUUUUAGACAUUAUCUGCUUGCCUUUUGUAUGAACCAACAACACCUACUCUGAGUCACUCUUUUUCUGUUUCAUGAGCUCUCUCUCAUUUUCCCGUUUUCUCACUGCUUCCUUCGUUCCCAUGAAUUGACUCUCCAUGCCUUUCAAGUGCUUUGCCAGCCUCCCCCUGCCUCCAUUUUGCUGCCCUCUAUGACUUUAUUCCUUUGAGGAAGGCAGAGCUUGUGGAUGUAAUAUCAGAGCCUCUGCCUAUAAUCAUUGAGAAUUCUUGGAGAACAGGUGAAGUCCCUGAAGACUGGAAGUGGGUGGAUGUCCCCAUCUUCAAAAAGAGGAAAAAAGAAGUCCCAGGUAAUUUCUGACCAGUGAGCUUGAUAUCUAUACCAGGAAAGGUCCUAGAACAGAAAAUUCAACAGUCAGUCUGUGAUCACUUAGAAAAGGAUGCAGUGAUUACUAAGACCCAGCAUGGGUUUCUCAAAAACAAGUCAUGCCAGAAGAAUCAGAGUUCAUUGUUAUUGGUUUUUUUUGAUAGAGUUACAAGCUUGGUGGAUGAAGGGAACUUAUAGUUGUUCAACAUCUUUAUAAACAACUUGGAUGAAGGAAUUGAGGGUAUGCUCAUCAAAUUCGCAGGUGACACCAAACUGGAAGGGGUAGCUAAUGCCUCACUUCUUUUUGCCUAGGUUCCAUUUUAUGUUAGGGAGAUCAGCCUGCCAUAGGAUUUAUUUAUGCACUAUCACAAUCAUGUCUGAAGCCUUUCCCUCUCUGAGAUAGUAUGGGGAGAAAGGGGGAAGAGGGGCAUAAUACAUUGUGUCAGGGUGGUGUGUUUGUAUGUCUGAGCAAAGAGAAGCAAAACAUGUAUCCUGGGGCUACCCUAGAGAAAGGAGGCUGCUAUCUGGAUGUCAGUGGAGGGGAAAGGCAGCUUGCUUGGAAGUUUUAGUAUUCAGCCUGAAUGUUGCUAUUCAAGAUUUCAGCAGGAGCAUCACUCAUUGGCUUUCUCCACUGUUAUUUCCAUCACAGCUGUUUUCACAGAGCUAUCCAUUGCCAAGCCCCAGGGAACUGGGAAAGAGUGAAGAUGCUUUUCUAUGUGUUUGACUUUAAGGGCUGGGGGGGGGGUGAGGAUGCUUUUUAAGUACUGGGUUAUUUCACUAAAUUGACAUGUCCCUCUUGGAAUGUUUAUCAAAAAUAUUGAGCUCAUUGGAGUCGUAUUAGGACUUCCCUGGGACUUCUGAUCUUAUGACCACUUUACACAGUACAUUUUUAAGCUGUAUAGCUAAAGCAUCAUUAUCAUUACUGGAUAGCACUUUCGAGUGCUCAAACCUUUCUGCAUGUAUUUUGUGAUUAUUACAACAACCUUGCAAGGCAAGGAGGUAUUAUUAUCCCUCACCCCCAUCUUGCAGAUGGAGGAAUCCAGAGGAUCUGGACUGGCUGCAGAUCCCUUUUGAAGAUAAUCUUCAUGGCAAUUCUGCAUUUGUUGCUGCGGCUUAGUCAUGCUGGCCACAUGACCCAGAAGUUGUACGCCGGCUCCCUCGGCCAAUACGAUAUGAGCCCCGCAACCCCAGAGUCGGUCACGACUGGACCUAAUGGUCAGGGGUCCCUUUAAUGUGUGCAACAGCCCAUGCCAAGCAAACCAUAUGGUUCAUUCCUUCCAUUGUGUAUCUCAAGGCAAUAUAAAUAAGGUUUGAGAGUGGGUUCUUUUCCAGGCACUGACAAGCCCAAACCUUCUUGAGCUUCAGCAAGGUUUCCACAGUGUGGUCCUUUAGGCCAUUCAAGAUUUGAACAGCAACUGCCCAGAUCACACAAGCAUGGCUAAAACUGUGGUUUGAUGAAGACAGGGGCCAAUCAGUAGCUGGGAGCCCUCUGACUCAAUAUGUCUUUGAACAGUAUUGCUCUUGCAGCUAGGCUUAAAUUUCAUAGUUGUAGUUCUCAGAGCAGUGCUGAGAUGUUAUACAGUAGCUAGAUGUUACAGAUGUUAAGUUCCUCUCCAGCCAUACCCUCUCUCUCUAGGACACACCCCUCACCUACCUCACUUUACACCUUCUUUGAGUUUGCCUGGGUGGAAUGUGCUUGAUUACUCUGCAGAGUCUCUUGCUUGGCUGGAGGGAGACUAAAGAAAGAUAUGUGAGUCUGUAUGCAGAAACUAGGCUACUGUCCAAAGGUAAAAUUUACACUUGUUGUGCCAUUCACUUUUGCUUCUGGCCCCACCCACCACUGGCAUGUGGCCCCUGAAAAGGUUGCCCAUGAGGGAAUGUGGCCCUCACCAUUGGCCAUGCUGGCUGGGGUUGAUGGAGUUGGAGCCCAACAGCAACUAGAGAACCACAGGUUCCUCUUCCCCGCUACAGAGUUUGACUAGUGGUGGAGAGAACAGGAAACCCACCCUAAAGACCACCUGCCAAUCUAAAUUCAUUUAAUUGACAAAUGGAUGGCACCCUCAGUGGCUCAUCGUGGAUCUCUAACGGGUCUGGGUUUAUUAUGAAUGGCUUGGAAUACUUCUAAAACAUCUCCAGAUAAGAAGUUCAAGCAAAUCGGAAGUGCUGCGCCUACACGUGCAACGUAAAAUGGACAACUAAGGUGGUCAGAUCCACCAACCUACUCAAUCUGUGUCAGGACUCCUAAAUCCCUUGCUGCACCAUGAGGAAGAUACAGAAGAAUAUGGUCUGCUCUGCUGUGUGUGAGGGGCUCAUCACCUUCCCCUGGGUCCUCACUAAUAGCAGCAUAGGUCUUGCCGGCUUACAUAAGGUCCCAGAUAGUCUUGUUGAGACAACAUACUCCAAAACUAAGCCUGCAGGGCCACUGAGAGCAGACCUGGGAGCUGACCAGGGUCCUGACAUACUUAGAGGGACCUGACCCUGAAUUUUUGCCUGACCUGUUUCUUGCUUUCAUUUCCCCUGUGAACCCCAAGCAUGCACAGAGUCGGAUAGGCUGCUGGUGCACUGGCUAAGAAUGCGACUGUGACAAUUUAUGUGACUCUCUUUGAACACUCAAAUAGCGAUAUAUAAAGAACUGCUAUUAUUUCUCCGAUUAAAGUUGUUGGGCUUUUUUUUGUUUAGCCUAUUAAGGCAAUGUGGCUAAGUGGACUUAAAUUUAAGUAUUGCAGCUGAAUUGGUUUACAGAUCACAGCCACCGUGAUACCUGACAAUUAGAAGCUUGGGAUGCAUUCCUAAUUGCCUAGUUUGAUAAUGCACAUUCUACAAUAAAGACAUCAGCAUUAAUUCACCCCGAUCCAAUAAGGUUGUGGCUUUGGAACAGUGAUCUUGUGAAAGUCCGAGUUUCUCAAAUGCUUAUAAAAGCGUCGGCUUGCCUGUCACCACCCAUUUCCCCUGGUAAUGCAAUGAUGUUGUUGCCAAAGCUCAUAAGUUGACAGCAUACAUUUGACAUGCCUGUGAUAUUAUUAAUUACAUUUAUAUCCCACCUUUCCUCCAAAAAGAACAAAGUAGUGUACCAGGUUCUCCUCCUCCCCAUUUUAUCCUCACGUCAGCCCUGUAUGGUAGGUUGGGCUUGUGACAGUGCAACUGGCUCAAGAUUAUGCAGUGAGAUUCCUGAACUUGUGGGGAUUUGAACCUGGGUCUCCCCAGUCUUAGUGGGGCAUCCUAACCAUUGUGCCAGACUGGCUUUGUUACAAGCAGGAGACCUGAGAAUAUGGUUUGUUGAAAGCCAUCUAGCUAAUACAUGGCUAAGAUGAGAUUUGGUCCAGGCACCAGGUGACUUUCUGACUCAUUGUUCAUAUUGUUGGGGAGAGAGUCCUGUGCCUGCUUACACUUCUCCUUUUCCACCUUACCGGACAGCACAAUGAUCCAUGUAGGGCUUCUUCCCUGAAAUAAAAGCUUAUUUAAGGAGCUCCUAGAUCAUCAGUGCAUCUUUACCAAUAAUUGAUGUCUCAGUGACUCUUUAUUGAUCAUUUAAUUUCUGUCUCCAAACAAGCAGGAAUAAAGAACGUUCAGCCUUUUAAACUUCAUAACCCAUGAAAAACAGAUAAGACAAGGAGACUGAACAAAGGACAAGGAGCUUGUAACUCCUCUCUGCUACUGUGCCCUGGCCUGGAGAAGGUUAACAGCCAGGCUGUGUGGGUUUCAUAACUGUCCUUUGGACCUCUGUGUUGUCCUUUGGCUGUGGAAGAGCAACUGUGAGCUCAUCAUUCUCUAGUGGUGAUUCAGUGCUUGGGUGCCUUCAGAUUUGGAAUAUUUAUCUUUCCCACCAGCUGCUACAAUUACCCAGCUAUGUGCAUCUGGUGCAACCUUACUCAUAAUCCUCUGUUUGAACCUCAACCCUACAUUGAAGGGUCUGAUAUAGUGAGGUGACCAGUGCUAGUGGUAUGGCAGGAUCUGGCCAAGGGUUGUGCAUCAGGGUUAAGGAGGCAAAGUGAAGGGUCAGGAUUGUCCCAAGGCAGAAUUUUAAGGCACACUCCACACUCCUCAGGUCAAGGGUAAGAAGAUGCACCAAUAUGUCACCUUCAGACAUCACGGGCAAUCAGGCUGCCUUGGGUCCCUACAGUUCAUUUGUAGACACAUCUUUGAUUUCUACUUUUCCCAGAAAGUAGGGUUAGUGAGCUGGAUACACAUUCUCUCUCUCCUUCCUCCCGCUCCGCUGUGCUCCCAAUCCAUGAGCAUCACUCACUUUCCAGAGACCCCAGUGUGCCCUGGCUACAUCUGACUUCCAGCAGCUUGAACAGUAGAGGAGGCUGCAUGCUACUUUGAGAAUUAUUUUGUAGCUGUUUUGUAACCUCCCCAAGGAAUCCUGGGAAGUGUAGUUUGUUAAGGGGGCUGAGAGUUGUUAGGAUACCUCUGUUUCCUUCACUGAGUGACAAUUCUCAGUAAGGUUUAACAACCAACCCCUUUUCCUAGGGACUUGUGGGAAUUGUAGCUCUGUGGAGGGAAAUAGGGGUCUCCUAACAGCUUUCAGGCUCCUUAACUGUCAGGAGCCAACUUCUAUGGGCCAAGGUUCCUUUGCCUUCCCCCAUUAAAAUAUUUGAGGGGGCUGCCCCCCAAGUUGAUAGGUAUUGCCAGUCAAAUGGGGUGCAUGCACCGUGUCUUGUGAUUGAUUAUGUAGGCAGAGGCUUACCCAAGCCCCCCAAUAUUUUAUUCAAGCUGGCACCCUUGAUCAUGACCUUCCAACAAUCACUACCCUUCAGACAAUUAUUAUUCUAAGCUUUGCCUUGUUAACCUUGACACUCAAGCCCUAGCCAGAUCCUAACCCACUACGAGCAGCAGCCAUCUCACCAUAUCAGGACCUACAAAGGGUUAAAUUUUAGCAAGAGGAUUACGAGUAACAUUGCACCAGAUGUAUGCAGCUGGAUAAAUGUAGCAGCUGGAGGGAAUGAUAAAUAUCCCAGCUCUAAAGGCACCUAAGCACUGAAUUACUACAAGAGAAUGAUGAGCUCACAGUUGUCCUUUCACAGCCAAAGGAAUAGAUGGAGACACUGCCUUUCAAACUUGGGAACGGAUCUGACUGUGGGUGGUAUUCAGCUAAGUUUUAUUCAGAACAGGCCCACUGGAACGAAUGAGCAAGACUAAGCUAGGUCCAUUGAUGUCAAGGGGUCUGCCCUGAGUAAAAGUUGGUUGAUACCACCACCCUGUAAGUUCCAGUUGAAACUUACCACCCCAGCAAAUGAAGCAAAAUUACAAGAGAUUACAACCAUCUUCUCAUUGAAAACAAAUGUGGGCAAAAGCACAAGAUGUGGCGAUACGCCUCCCGAAACAAGCUGCAGGCUGAAAUUUGCUCGUAUUUUAAAUUUUCAUCAGUUCAGCUCAAAUGGUGCAUUUGUAAAAGAACAAAGAAUAGCAACUGAAUUUAUUAUCCGCUAUGAAUAGCUCUGUCUGAACACAUGAAAGGGAAGACUGUUUUGGAGGCGAUUAUGGCAGCAACAGGAGGCUUUGUGAAUGCACCUGAAGAAUGCCAUGCGUAGUUUACACUGUGAACAAAUGCUUUGAUUUCCACUGCACCAUUGAUGGUGGGUGCCCCUUGGGACCAGAAGGGAAGGAAGGUCAACAGUAGGUGGAGUCAGAGCCAAUGGCAGGCAGAGCCAACUGAGUCUAGUUUUGGCUCCUCCCCCUUGUUGAGUUCCACAAAGGUAACAGUGAGAUUUAGGAGGAGGAACCUGGCAGUCAGUCCUAUGCCCUGGACUGGUUGUCAGCAUGAAGGCAGGCAGGUGGAGGUAGCUAUGAAUAAGAUCACUGCCAUCCCUCAUGUCUUCUUUUCCUCUUCUUUUUCUGCAUCUGUGGGUUUGUGUACUUUGCUGGCUCUCUAGAGGACAGCUUACACUGGGCAGGUAUAUAAUAGUGUAAAGUUUAAUUCCAGACCAAUAAGCCUUUUACAGCUUUGUGCCAAAACCUUCAUCCCAUACUUGUAACAGAAGUAAGUAUGAUGGAAGGUUAGGUUUUGUGUCUUUCAGGCUGGCAUAACUAUCUUUUUAAAAAAUGCGCAGAAGGAAGCAAUUGGGGCACUUUAAAAAGGAUCACAAUGGCUUUCUUUUUUUAAGUAUGGUUCUUAGUUGGAAACUUUCGUUCUGGGUGUGCAUUUGGUGCCCAGAUGGCGAAGGCACACGCCGGAGCCCAUCACGCUGUCAGGGCAGACGUGUACAUAUGUAAAUAUUUUGCUUUCCCCCCUAUAAUAUUUGGCUUUGUCUAAUCUAAUUGCUGUCAAAGGCAGAAUGUUAGAAGCAUGGAAGGAAAGCAAACAAUGGAACACCUCCGGUAACUUGGGAAGAUGCAAACCCGCCUCUGUUGUAACUAGCAAUUUGGUUGCAUAAUGAUUUAGUCACCCUCCACUUUUGUGGUGUGUUCAUGCCAAGUGCAGUUUAAUGACCUAACGUGGCUCAAAAGGCUCAUUUGAUAAAGGCGAAGUGGUAGAAAAGACCUAGCCUGUUGGAUACCAAAUAUCAUAACAGAAUUGUGUCCAGAUUAAAGAAGCAGUUUUACUUUAGUCUGCCCUGGUUAAGCGCUGCCUCUGGAGUGUAUUGUUCAGCACCACCUUUUAAGAAGGGCAUUGACAAGUUGGGCUGUGUGCAGAGGAGCUUGACCAGGAUGUCGAGGGAUCUGGAAACUGUAAUGUUCAGGGUUCACUGUGAGAAAGCCGUGGCAAAUAAUACGAUUGUACUAUUGCAGUAUGAGCUUCUACAGACAACCUGUUUGUUGACCACCCUGAUUUCCAUGAACAAAGAUCAGAUGGAGUCAUGGGCAUAGCCAGGGGGGUGCGAGGAGGGGCAGCCUAAGUCAAGUACAGUGGUACCUCAGAUUAAGUACUUAAUUCGUUCUGGGGGUCCAUUUUUAACCUGAAACUGUUCUUAACUUGAAGCACCACUUUAGCUAAUGGGCCCUCCUGCUGCCCCUGUGUUGCCGGAGCACGAUUUCUGUUCUCAUCCUGAAGCAAAGUUCUUAACCUGAAGCACUAUUUCUGGGUUAGCGGAGUCUGUAACCUGAAGCAUAUGCAACCUGGAGCAUAUGUAACCCAAGGUACUACUGUAAAUAAAUAGAAAUACUUAACUAACUGACCAAUUGCAUUGCAGAUAUCUCACUUCUGCCCCACUAACAUAAAGCCUGCCCCUCUAAAAUAAAUCUUGACUACACCCAUGGAUGGAGUUUAUAUUAUAUCUGGUAUUUACUGAACCUUGGUUUGUGGGGAGGUUACACAAUGGUGAGCAUUCGCACAUUAUCCCAAUGUACUUUCAGGGUGUUCACACACUUUCACUUUCCCACUAGUCAGCCCUCUCCACUUUUCAGUGUAUUAACUGGGCUCACAGUGAUUCCAGGACAAUAGUGAAUGAGGCUUCCUGCAACAUCCUGACUGUUUCUCUAGGCUUAUUGAUGUUAAGCAAUCCUCCUGCCGGUGUCCCACAUCAUCUAGGUGUGGGUCUCUCACGCUGAAUUGUGCAAUGCUGCUGGAAUGGAAUAAGUCUCUCUUCUUGCAUAACAAACAUUGCCUUCUUCUUGCCUUUCCCAGGAGCAAUUGACCAGUGUUCAUACAUCAAGUACCACUACUCCUCAGCAACAAUUCCCAAGAACCUCACCUACAACAUUACGAAGACCAUCCGCCAGGAUGAGUGGCAUGCCUUGCGUAAGUCUCUGGUCUCCUUCCUUUUCUCAGCAUUUCUGGGUAGCCAGCAGGCAUUGCUUCCCAUCUGCAAGGGGGUGAAAGGGACAAUAAGUUGGGCUUCUUGCUACUCUGUUGUUUGCUUGCCUGUGCUGGGGAUGCUGCAGCGGGAAGGAAUAUGGUUGGUGACACAGCAUAACCGUGCGCUGGUGGCUAUUGAAUUACAUUUGGAAGUUAUGAACAGAUCCAGUGCUGGGAUGUCUAAUUCAAUCAGAACUUCAGCAUGCUAA